CGCUCGCGCGCCCCGCCGCCUCCACUCCGGGCCUCAACCCCUCGGGUUCCCUCACAAACCGGCCGGAACGGCCCGCGCCGCCCCAGUUAUUACGCGCAUGCGCCUUGGCCGCUCCGAGCACCGCUCCGGUAAGGGAAGAGUGGAAGGAGGGAGGGGGGGGGCGGGUGAAGAAUUGUUGUGGGAGUUUAAAGGAGAAGAGUCCAGCGAGGGGAGGAGGUGAGUAGGGAAAAGAGAUGGGGAGUGCGGGGGGCGGGUGUCGGCCAGGAAGGAAAGAGCGGAGGCUCUCAACCCCUCUUUGUACUUCGAAUUCAGUUUGGGGGGGUGGUGGAAUGGGACGGGAGGAAAAGAGGAUUACUUUGUGCAUGGGGGGGCGGGGGGCCCUCGUCUUUUGUAGUCGUCGUCCGUCCCCCCCGUCGCCGUCGCCGCUUCGCGUGCGCUGCACACACCGUUAGGCGGCGCUUCCUCCCGCCAUUUUGAGAAGAAAGUGAGGAGGAGGAGGAAGGGGGGGUCUGUCCUAUUAAGUGCGCUCAACACCGGCACCCCCCCAAAUCGGAGUGAGUCGGUAGGUAAAUGAGCGAGCGACGGAGUGGGGGCUCCCAACCCCCCACCUCGACCCGGGACUCGGAAACUGCCCCUUCCCCUCAUUUAACUCUGUGGCCGCCUCGGACACCGCCGCGCUCCCCAAGUCCUGUGGGGAAGUUUGAAGAGGAUGCCAAGUUGUCUUUCCUUUCAGCUGGCCACCCCCCCUCCCGGCCACCCGCCGCAUCUUCCUUCUUCCCCAUCCCAUAAUUUCUGCUUUGUGCUUGGGUGGGUGGGUGAGGUUUCCCCUCUCUCCCCUCCCCACCACCUCCGCCUCCCCACCCCACAACCACCCAAAAACAAAAACAAAGGUCUUGAUGGGUGGCUGUGUUAGGCUUACCCUUGCUUACCUGCGAGUAAGUCCCAUUGGAGUCCCCGGAGGUUGUUUUUGUUCAUUUAAAGUUGAGAGGUGUCUAAUGUUUCACAGUCAGGCAACAGCAAAUGUCCGGUGGCAUCUUCAAAGACUUAUUGUGACAGGAGGUUUUGUUUACCCCUCCAUCCCACCCCCACCCUCCGUAUUUGCCUGAUGUGUAAAAAAAUAUGGAGAGAAAACUAUUAUGUGGGGGGGGGGUGAGAGAGAGUGUCUUAUUCCUGUGGUAUGGAACUGUUGCAAACUGUGACCCCAGGAAGCUGCCUAUAUUCCUGGUCAGAUUAUACUGUCUGUUGAUCUUGAAUUGAAACCUGGGGCCUUCUACACGCAGCACUUGCGCUUUCGCUGAGCGGUGCUCCAUCUCCUCCUACUUGCACGAUAAUAAUGCAUAUGUGGCACAAACAGCCACAGGGCUGUUAGGAGGGGAGUCUUACAUGCCCUCUAGACCAAAUUGCUGCUCGCUGUAGGAAAUCCAGAGUUAGAGCAUCCCAAUCAGAGGGCAAUCCAGUCUUGAAGAUCUCCAGUGAGGAGAGCUGCCCACUCCUCCAUGUAAUUAGUUCCAUUAUCCGACUACUUUUACCAUUAAGAAGUUUCUCCUAAUGGGUAAUUGAAAUCUAUCCUUCUGUAACUUAAGCCCAUUAGAUCUACUCCUUCUGAAGAGCAGAGAACAAGUCUUUGUCCUCUUUUACGCGACAGCCUUUUAAGUAUUUGAAAAGUGCUAUCAUUUUCUCCCUCCAUCUUCUCUUUUUUAGGCUCAACAUAUCCAGUUUCUUCAACCUUUCCUCACAGGAGUUGUUUUCUCCAGUGCAAUGUCCAGGACUGAAUACAGUUCUUCAGAUGGGAUCUGACUAGUGCAGAGGUGUACAGAAAAAAUGUAAACCGUGGGGCCAAACUGCAGAGCUCAAAAGUAUACAUGUCACAGAUUGUACCUCUGGCAUUUAAUGGUCCUAUUGUUUACAUUUUUUUUCUUUACACCUGUAUAUAUGUAUGUCUGCUAGCUGAGAAUGGCAAUUGAUGAAAUAAGUUCUGGGCCACAAAUGCUUAUGUCAUAAUAAACCUGUUGGUCUUUAAAGUGUCACAGGACUCCCCAUUGUUCACAACAAAGUGUAUACUCUAGGGAGCUGUAGCCAAUUCUGCAUGGCUCUUUGAUUAGUGUACAGUACUAUGAAACAUGGUUUUAAACAAGGGGUUGUAUUUUUCACAUAUUACAUUAUAUGUACCCUUAAAGCAUUUUAGAUUUACAGCAAAAAAUAUAAUAUAUAAUUUGUCCUUGAAGAUGUCUCAGAUGUGGAUCCUGGCUGGCCAGCUGCAACAGUCUGUACUAAUGCCACUGUGCACUUCUGAAUUUCAGGAAAGGAUAAGCAAUGCAUUCCUCAUCCCCAUCUCCUCUGCUGAUAGGCCAGAUAAUUCCACAGAAAGGUCGCAUUAACGCAGGAUCUGAAGUAAUGGGUGCAAAUUUCACCAACUAACUUAAUAUGUAGUCAUAUACAAGUCACUAUCUCUUAGCCCCCUUCCUGCAAUAUGAUUAUAUGACUGGUGUACUUUACAAGGCUAUUGUAAAGAUUACUGAGAAAAUAUAUUCUAAGCACUUUGAGUGCUUAAUCCUGUCUUGGCAGGAUUAUUGAGUUUUGGUGGAAGAAGUCAAUAAUCUUCAGCAGGCUCUGCUGAAACCAUUGUAGUCCCUUUGGGAGUUAAUAUAUAGCAGAAUAAAACCUCUAAUUGUACCUUUACACUCCCUAAGUGUACAUUCAAAAUGAAUUACAUUAAAGCAGGAGAUAGGCCAGGAAAGCUGUUUUCUUUCUUGCAAAGAUCUUUAGUAAGAAUUUUAGAACUAUAUGUUUUCAGCCAAAAUCAUACUAUGUUUUGAAAUACUUGACCAUGUUCCAGUAUAGAGCUUCUGUGAAAUCAAAUCCUUAAUUUCUAUGGGGCUUAAAUGCUCAUACAUGUGCAUUUGCAUUGUGGCCAUUUCCUCUUAAGGAGCCUCAAUUGGCACUCUUUGGCAAGUAGUUACAGGGCUAUGACAAAAAUCAGGUGUAACUAAACUUUUCUUGAACUUCACUCUCAUCCUGUAGAAAUCAUUCUUGCAAUGAAUGGGUUUACAUGCAUGUAGAAGUUAUAGUGUGGUGAAAUAAUUGUAUAAGAAUUAGAGUUGCAAGGGAUAAUAGCAGGUAGAGAGAUGUAUACAGGGAAAUAGUAAGGAGCAAAGGCCAUUCUAGCAGGACAUUAUUCCCACCCUUCAAUCCCUAUUGUUUCUGCCCAUGUGAAUAGCCUGUGCUAACAGAAUCAGUACAGUAAAUUGAUUUUGCUGGUAGAAUUGCCUGUUUGUGUAUUUCCUGAUUCUGUGGGAAGGGGUGGGGUGGGGGAAUACAGUGUUCCUUGUGGCCUAUGGCACAAAGAGCUGUGCAGAGGUUCCCCCUGAGACUUUCAUUGAAAGAAUAUAAGAACAGCCCUGCUGGAUCAGGCCAAAGGUCCAUCUACAGUGGUGCCUCGCAAGACGAAAUUAAUCCGUUCCGCGAGAGUCUUCGUCUAGCGGUUUUUUCGUCUUGCGAAGCAAGCCCAUUGACGGAUUAGCGCUAUUAGCGCUAUUAGCGGUUUAGCGGCUAUUAAAGGCUUAAAGGCUUAGGGAUUAGCUGCUAAAAGGCUAUUAAAGGCUAUUAAAGGCUUAGCAGAUUAGAUAAAGGGGGAAAAGCGAAAAAAAUCUCUAGACUCGCAAGAUAUUUUCGUCUUGCGAAGCAAGCCCAUAGGGGAAUUCGUCCUGUGAAGCAACUUCAAAACGGAAAACCCUUGCGUCUAGCGGUUUUUCCGUCUUGCGAGGCAUUCGUCUUGCGGGGCACCACUGUAGUCCAGAAUCCUGUUCACACUGGCCAACCAGAUGUUUAUGAGAAGCGCAUAAACAGGACCUAAGUGUGACAACACUCUCUUUUUGUGAUGCCCAGCUACUGAUAUUCCAGGGCAUACUGCAGAAAAUUUGAUUUCAGAAUUAAGAUAAAAACUUUUUCACUUGUAGGAUGGGCUCAAUAGUACAUGUGUAGGAGGAGCCUGUGUUGCAAGUUGGUGCAGGUAGCUACAAUUUAGAAAAGUUAGUUGCAGAGUUCUCUGGAUGGGGCCAUGGAUUGAUUAGACACUAGUCUGAUAAAAGUUUGGUUAUUUAACUAUAGCUAUGUUAAGUUUCCCUCCCUCCCCCACGUAUUGAUGGUAGGAAGCAUGUUCCUAGAAUCCAUGUUCAUAGUGAAAUACGCAAGUUACCUUCCGACCAUGGUUUCAGAUCAUAGUUGGUGAGCUUAGUUGGGUUUGAAUGUACAAACAAGUCAGAAUUAAGCUAAACAAAUAAUAGCUUAGCGUUCUGUCUGAAACAAGUUACUAUGUAUCUGCGUGUUCAGUCAGCACAUCGUAAUGUGGUCAUCCUUUGUUCAUAGCCCUCACAUAGUAUGCUGUAUGAUAAUUUCAUCAUUUCAGAUUAUUUCCCAUUAUUUUGGAGACGUUAGAAGUAUCGUUUCAGUGUUAGUUGUUUUUUUUUGUCAGUGAAUUAUUCUUGAGAAUAAUGGAUUUUUUUAUUUUGUAGCAUAUUUGUCAAACAUUAGAAGAAUGGAAUACUGGACUGUGUAGUACAGGGAUGGGGAGCUUGCAUCCUCCAUUAUUUCUGACAUCAGCCAUGUUGGCUGGGGUUGAUGUGAGUCCAACAGUGUAUAGGGGGCCACAGGUUUCCUUCCUACCCCCACUGCAAAAGCUGAAAGACAGAGACACUGCAAUCCUUAUACACACUUACCUGGGAGGAAGUCUCAUUUAACUUCUGAGUAGACUUACAUUGGAUUGUGCUGUAUGGCUUUGGCCCUUUAUGUGCUUAUCUGGAAAUAAGCUUAUUUCCCAGUUAACAUGCAUAGGAUAGAAUGGAAAGAGAGAUGAGGCUUUGUGUUCAAUUUCUAAUAUAACAUUAUAUUGCUAUUGUAUCAGCACCUUCAAGUUAUUCAUAAGCAAAAAUGGAAAUGUAUACAGUGGUGGAAACUUGUUACGUGAUAAUGGGCAUUUGUGAUAAACAACUCAUACUUCCUGUCAGGUUAACUUUUUUCUCUUAUCUAUCUUUUAUGCUUUUUCUGAUGAUGUGACUAGGAAAAACCAUGUUUCAUCUGUUGAUGGGCAAUGGAAUGUUUAAUAUGUACAAAUCAUAAAUUAUCAAAAGAAUGGCCUUGGAACCUAGUGAGAGAGUUCUAGCAAAAUAAUUACAUGUAUAACUCAAAAGAGAUGGGUAUAUGGGUGAAACUAACAGUUAUUGCCAGUAAAGGAGUGCCAGUUUUCCCUCAGAAAUAAAUUGGAUGAACAACCAACAUAUAUAUGUGGACAUCAUUGAACUGAGUAAUUUCUCAAUCUGCAAAUGUUUCCUUCCAAAACUGACUACUUGUAAAAUAUGAUUUUUGUAAAAUAUAGAUAUGGUUUCUAUAUUUGAAGCGCCAAAGAAUUCCAGUAUAAAUUGUCAAAGUGCAUGUUGCUUUUCAUUUGCUCUGAUUAGCAGGAAUCUCUUGCUUUAUGAAUGAUAUUAUCUUUUAUUGCCGAAGUAAAUGACAGUGUUAAUUUUAAUGGGAUGUACAUGAGAGCACAUUACAUUCAGUUGUUAUCAUGGAGAGCAUAUUACAUUCAGUUGUUAUCAUGGACAAUAAGCAUAUUUCUCACUUAAAUGUAUUUUACCCGGUUACAUUAUUAAGGCUACUGUAGUAGCUGGUUAUUUUACUCAUAUCUCUAUGACGAGAUAAAGAUAUUGUCAUUACUGGUGGCUGGGAAGUUGGUUGUUGGUUCAGUAGGCUCAGAAAGGGCUUCCAGGUAGCCUGAAGUAUCUCAACCUAUCAUAAGCGACAUGAUUGUCAGUAGUUAUAUUGGGUCAGAAAGACCUUCAGACCUAGGGGUAGAGCAAAGAACUUUGUUCCCUUACUCAAAAUAGUACAACUGAACUUUGGAUAAAGAGUUAUAAUGACCUUCCAAUCUUAGAAUUAUUUUAAGUGGACUGAAUAUAAGGUUAUGUUAGCACAUCAGUUAGAUGAAAUAAUAAGAGAAUGUGGUGUUCAACUAUGUGUUAACCCAUGGUUUUAGUUUUUGGUGUAGCAUAGCCCAAUCCUAUAACUGAGUUUUGUGCACCUAAUCUCAUUGAUUUUAGUGGGCUAUGACAUGCCUAAAUCAGUACUCUUACGUUCUUAUUGUCCGGAAAGAAACAUACUUUUGUGUUACUAACUUGCUUUCAAAUUAAAACCUGUCUGUUUCUGAAGUAUGUUAGUAAGUGAAAGUCAUCCCUUAACCUUAAUGUUUGAUCACUUCUGAUAAGGUAGACAAACAAGUUUGGUGCGCAUCAAAGAAUACUAUUAAAUUUCAGCAUUUUAAUUAUGUGAUAUUAAAAUGUCAAGGGCAGUGAAAUAUGCAUAGUAAUGCAUAUAUUUCUACCAACAGAAGUCCUGUAAUAUUUCCAAAAUAACAAUUGCUCUUAGGUUUGCAACUUAAUCACACUGCCUCCUGUCGCAAACUAUGUUUAUACACUGUUCACAUUUUGUUCUUAAAAUUCCCAAACUCUGUUCCACUUCUAUCCAAACCAUUAAAAGUUGGUUAACUUCUAUCCUUAACUGCUGAUCAGCUGCCAUGGAAUCUUUUAGCUCCUUACACACAUACUUCUUGUUUAACCUUUCUAGACUUUACAUCCUUAUGCUACAGGAUGAUGGUUUUUAUCUGGCUGAUUUGUAUCCCAAUAAUCUUUUAGCCAUGAUAAACGUGUUAAUGUCUAAAUUGGAGAUGGCAGGUUUUUUAGGGUAUUUUCUGGUGGCAUUUGUAGCUUUCACUAAAAUCAGGAAGUGUCCGUUCAUUAAGGCGCCUUGUAAAUAUUACCUGGUUGUGACAGCUGCUUAAAACACAAGUUUCAGGAAUAAGCCAAUACUUUUGUAAUAAUUUUUGUGGUAAUAAAACAAUGUUAAGGGAAUUACUGUUGAUUGAAACACUGAUCAUCAUAACCAACUGGCCAUUCUCUUAACUUACAUUUUAACCUGCAGUUGGCAAAGAUGAAAUGAUUGUGACCAGAGUGAAAUAAUAAUUGUGUGAAGCUGGUUAAUGCUGGAUUACUUGAUUACUUCUUCCCAAUACCACUGAUUAAAUUUCCGUAAUGCAUAUGACUAGGCUUCUCAUUCACACCUAAUUCCCACAACCACCUUUGUCAUAUUACCGUAUUUUUCGCUCUAUAACACGCACCCGACCAUAACACACACGUAGUUUUUAGAGGAGGAAAACAAGAACAAAAAUAUUCUAAACGAAACAGUGGAUGUAUGAGUUUUUUGGUUCAUGCUGUGGCCACAGACAUGUGAUCUGACAGUGAGUUUGGAGUAGCCCAGUGCAAAAAUCCUGAGGAUCCAUGUGGAUCCAUGCUUUGUAACCACGUUUUUGCACCACUGUGGCCCCAGGCAACAGUGGAUGCGUGAUUUUUUUGGUGCAAGAUGUAGCCAUGGACAUGCUAUGUGAUCUGAUGGUGAAUUUGGGGUGACCCAGAGCAAAAAUCCUGAGGAUCUAUGUGGAUCCGUGCUUUGUAACCACGUUUUAAGUGGGGAGGGAAGGGAAAGCACUCAAAGGACAAGGAGCACGCGUGGGGUGCGUGGAGAAGGAUGCUGCUAAUAAUGCAGAAGAGGGGUAUAAGGGGAGAAGGAACAUGCGUGGGGUGGGUGGAGAAGGAUGCUGCUAAUAAUGCAGAAGAGGGGUUUAAGGGGAGAAGGCUCCUCUCCUCUCCCACUUUGCUCUUUUAAAGCAAGCAGGCUCUGCUUUUCUCCCUCCUCCUCAUCCCCGGCUUAGCGAGCUGAAAAACUUUGCUGCUAUGUAGCGAGCUGAGUGGGGAGGAGAGAGGGACAGAGAGCCUGCUUGCUUUAAAGGAGCCAACCGGACAGGAGCCGCUUACACUUGUGUAAGCGGCUCCUUUCCUCUCCAGCUUUGCUCCUUUAAAGAAGCAGGCUCUCUGUCCCUCUCUCCUCCCCACUCAGCGGCUCUUCUCCCGCUUUGCUGUUUCAAAGCGAGCCACGGAGGAGGGAAGGAAGGGGAACCAUGGAUCCUCUGCUCAGGACUGCAGCAGAUCCCCCCCCCCCCGCCACCCAUAGCCAUUCCCUUCAUAACACGCACAGACAUUUCCCCUUACUUUCUAGGAGGAAAAAAGUGAGUGUUAUGGUGCAAAAAAUACGGCAAUUGUGUGCCAUCCAAUGUACACUGUAUGCAUUGACUGUAAGGGCAUGAAAAGUCCCAUGUAGAUUUGUAUACAAAAAGCCAAUGCUUACAUCAGAAAUGGGGAACCCUUUUCAGUCUGAGGGGCAUAUUCAUUUGUAUGAAACCUUCUGGGGUCACAUGCCAGUGGUGGGCACAGGUAGAAGCAAAAGUGGUCUGUCACUUUUACUUUUGUACCGUUUGGCUACAUUCCAGCCAUGUCAAAGUCAAAGUUUUACACCCAUACAACACACACCUCUCCAUUCUUCAUUAAUUAUAACAGUUCAAACACAUUACAGGCCAGAUAAAAACAUUUAAGAAGGUGCAUAGCAGGACUAGAAAGGGUGUGGGGUGGGUGGGUUCAUGGCCUAGGGAGAGUCUUGAGGGCCAGAUAGGCCUGGAAGACUGCAAUUGACCCCCAGGACUGAGGUUCCCCACCUCUGUUUUACAGGGUUGGUCAGAUGCAGUUUGUGUCCGAACAACUACUUCUGCAUGUGUUUAUAACAUGCAGUUUAUAUAACGUGUUUAUAACGUUUAGCAUAAGUGUGAGUAUGACUAUCAUAAUGGAAAAGCUUGUGAGUCAUUCUGUUAGCAAACUGAGUAUUGUAGGUAUUAUCUCCUUUUUCAGCAGUGAAAAUAAGGUUAUGAUGUGUUGCCUUUCUAGUGGCAAACUGAAAAAAUUGGCUGCACUAUCAGUUCUUCUUUUAUCACUGCACCGUGCCCUGGUCACCUAGUAUAUUUUUCUUCACUGAUAUUCCCAUUUUUAGGAAGUGGAGGUUGUGGGGUACAGAAAAAAAGGAUGACUAGAAUAGAACAGAAAAAGAAUUUAUGCAGGUCUUUAUUGAAAAGAAAGGUAUUUUCAGAUCAUAAGUUCAAACAGGCAGUCUGCUACUAGAUAAACAAUAUAAACAACCCUACUGAGGCAUUUGAGAAGAAAGCAUGUUGUUUGCAAGCAAGGUAGCCAUCAAAGGUUUCUAUUUCUGGCUUGAGGCAAACUCUUUAUUCGGGGUAGGGGCAGCUGACUUUAAAAUGCCUGCUAUUUGCAUUGGAGCAAAAUGUUGAUCCCUAUCUUUGUGAAAGAGAAGGGUGCAAAAGGAAAAUAAUAGAAACAAGAUCAAUUGUGAUAUGCCGGAAAUUCUGUAGCAUACAGAGAGCAUUUUAUAGUUUUUUUAAAAGGAGAAUAGACCCAUUAAAUCUCAUUAAAUAUAUCUUCAUCUUUCAAGCAGCAGGCUGUUGUCUCUAAAGAAAGAUUGUUCCUUCACAAUAUUCUGUUACAGAUGUUGCAGGCUUCAUUUCAAUAUAUUGCCCUUGACAGAAACUCCAUGAUAACCUUUUCUGCUAAACAUGGAGAGGUCAUGACCUUGACUAUAUUCAGUGGCUACCAUUGCAUAAAAAUGAUGUAUUACCAUAGUUAGAGAUAUGGCUUGUCAAUGUGGAAAAAGUAUGUUACUAUUAUUAUAUUACAUUGCAGUAUCCCCUUAUAUGCCACCUUGGCUGUUAGCCUAGAUCAGGGGUCAGCAAACUUUUUCAGCAGGGGGCCGGUCCAUUGUCCCUCAGACCUUGUGGGGGGCCGGACUAUAUUUUUUUGGGGGGGAAUGAACGAAUUCCUAUGCCCUACAAAUAACCCAGAGAUGCAUUUUAAAUAAAAGCACACAUUCUACUCAUGUAAAAACACCAGGCAGGCCCCACAAAUAACCCAGAGAUGCAUUUUAAAUAAAAGCACACAUUCUACUCAUGUAAAAACACCAGGCAGGCCCCACAAAUAACCCAGAGAUGCAUUUUAAAUAAAAGGACACAUUCUACUCAUGUAAAAACACGCUGAUUCCUGGACCAUGCGCAGGCCGGAUUUAGAAGACGAUUGGGCCGGAUCUGGCCCCCGGGCCUUAGUUUGCCUAUCCAUGGCCCAGAUCAUCAAAGCCUUCUGCCAUAAGAAUCCCCCCCCCAGAUGUUCCUGUUAUUAGUUAGGUAAAGGUACCCCUGCCCGUACGGGCCAGUCUUGCCAGACUCUAGGGUGCUCUCAUCUCACUCUAGAGGCCGGGAGCCAGCGCUGUCCGCAGACACUUCCGGGUCACGUGGCCAGCGUGACAAGCUGCAUCUGGCGAGCCAGCGCAGCACACGGAACGCCGUUUACCUUCCCGCUAGUAAGCGGUCCCUAUUUAUCUACUUGCACCCGGGGGUGCUUUCGAACUGCUAGGUUGGCAGGCACUGGGACCGAGCGACGGGAGCGCACCCUGCCGCGGGGAUUCGAACCGCCAACCUUUCGAUCGGCAAGUCCUAGGCGCUGAGGCUUUUACCCACAGCGCCACCCGCGUCCCUCUAUGUUAUUAGUUAAGAUACUACAAAUAAAAGCGGGAAAUCACUCCAUCAUUACUUUGCAUGUUUCUUCAAAAGUUCCUCUUCAGCACCACCUUUGACAGUACAGGAAGUUCCCGAAUUGAUGGUGAUGCCACUAAGUCUCUUUUUAUCAAUGUAUGUAGCAUGAGCUGGCAACAUUGUACAGUACUGAUCCUAGGAAAACCUUGCCCACUGAGCUGGCAUAGAGCUACCGCAAGAGAGUUGAUAGGAAGCCUUCAUGUUUGAUCCGCUUCUAACAAUUUGUGCAUGUAAUGUUAAGAUAAUGUAAAAGGAGAGCUUCCUGUUUCCGGCAGUGGGAAAUGGCUGACUCCCAUACAACUGGACCCCAGCUGUGCUGGUAAUUCAGGGCUGAUAUGGGAGUAAUUAGCUCUGGCAGACUCCCCAUGUUGGGGGAGGACUGUUUCGUAGACCUGCAGAUUGUCCGAGAAUGCCGACUUGCAUCAAGGUGCAAGUGGCAGGACACUGGGUCGCAGAGCACGGUACGGCCGGCACUCUCCGAUGCCAUUCUCAUAGCUGGGAAUAUCUGUUUGACAGAUUAUGCAUUAAGAUAUAUCCUUAGAUACUAUCAGCACAUGGAGGAAGAUAAUAUUGGCCAUUAGAUGUGCUAGUGGUUUGAUUAAGUAUGCCAACUGUUUUGUAAGUUUGGAUUAUGUUGUAUAAUGAGCAGUUAGUAAUACAGAUGGCAACAAUUUUGCUCGUGUCCAGUUGAUGCUCAAUCCCUGAUCCAUGGGUCCUUUUGGAAGAGGGCAUAAUGGGGGCAUAACGGGAGUUGUGAAGUGGGGAUGGAGCACAGUGGGGCAGGGUGGGCUUGUUUGUGCUUCACUAAUGUGUGCGAUGGCCAGGAACAGAACCCCUGCAUGAAACUGUCACCACAGGUGUUUUCCUGUUGUUUUGUUGAAUAUAAAGAUACACUAUGCCCAUCAAGGGCAGUCAGAAACAGACUUCUGCAUGUGAAUUGCCAUUUCAGAUUAGAAUUGAUGUACAUGAGGAGUUCACAUAUCAUAUGGUACACCACUGAACAGAUGGCUAACUGUUAACUUAGAGGAAAGACCUUCAAAGUGUUGACAACUUGUACAGUACUGUAUUUUAAUGUGAGAGAUGCUUAUGCUUCCCCUACCCAUAGAACUAGGUUUAUUGUAUAAAUGUUGUUUUAUAAUAGCACAAUAUAAUGGUAUUGCUGUUGUAAAUCAAAGGCUAGUGUUUCAUUCAUUUAUUUAAAAGAUUUAAAUCUGUGGCUAGGUCAGUCUUCCCUAGGUAAGGCCAUGGUUGCAAAACCAGCCCAAGCAACCUCCAUCAGUUGCAUCUCCCUAGACAGUGCUGGGUCCAGGAGCAUUCCCUGACCCUGACUGUGUACCUCAUCGUUCAGAAAAAAAGGACAGCAUCUAGGGAAGUUAGAUAAUACCAUUUCUCCAAAUGCAGCCCAUAGGUUAAGCUGAUGUGGACACAGAAGUGAAUAGCAAGGCUGAGACACAAGGCAAAGGACAAGAAUGAGGCAGAGUGAGGAACAGUAUAUGAACUGUACCUUGCGAGUGACUUUUUUUGGAGAGACAAGGGACUAGAAAGUAUUUAACAGCUGUAACAGUAUUUAUUUAUGCAGUGUUUAUUUAUGAGCUAUUAACUAUUAAAUUAGGUAACAGUUAAAAGCAGAAUUUGAGUGUUCGAAAAUUUUGUAUAUAAAACAAAAAUUGCCAUGAAAGAGCAGCAGGAAGGUACCGGUAGUUUUCUAAGCUUAAAAGCAACAGCAAUUACUCAGGUGCUGGAAUCUUUGUAAAUAACUUGUGAGGAAGGGUUUGUUUGCUGGUGGCAUUGACUGUUCAUAUGACUGGUCUAUAAUUACAAGUCUAAAUUGUUUAUUUUACUUUUUUAGUAAAGUACAAAUCUCUUAGAUGAAUUCAUAUCUCAAGUUAGUGUGAAAUAAAAAAAACCCUACAGACUAUAACACGUUUUCAUGUACAUUAAAGAAAACAUUUAGGUUUGCACUAUGGAAGUGGAUUAAAGCACUCUGGCACAACAAGCUGGACUAGAAAAUACAGGAUGACAAUCAGGUGACAGGAAGCAGUAUAGGAUGAAUGUGUAAUAAACAGGUAGUCUGGAAGUGAUCCUAAAGAAACUUCGCCUGCCUCAGGAUGGAGUGUGAUGCCUUCAGAUGCCCUUGCUGGAGGUGGUACUUGCUUGACUUAUUAAGGAGUUAUUUGCUGUGACUGUUUUAACUGUGUGUCCACAAAGGAGUUAAUCAGAGAGUUCACUAUAGCAGCUUGAAUCAUAAAUGAUUCUUCAAGGCAACCGACUUAUUGCCUCUCAAAAGGUUUCCUUUAUUAAAUCAAAUGGCAUGAAGUUCUGCCAAUGGAUUGUUUUGUCUUGUAUUGUUUUUUUAAAAGAACCAUACAAAUGAAAUGGCAGUGUGAUUUCCCCAGAGCAAUUUGUUUUCACUGGUUAUGGGUUGAACUGAAUUGACUGUCAAUAUUUUCCUGCCUAGAUUAGUCUAGCAUAGUUUUGAGGAGGAAAAUGGUUAAAAAUUCUCUGCAAAGGUAUAUGUUUUUUUAACCUUCAUUGUUAAAUGUUAGAAGUAUUACAUAAUUUAAUGUAUUUUUUGUGGAAAAGCUAUGUAAUUAUUAAAGUAAUCCAACAAAAGUUCCCAUUAUGUUAUAGAAUUGGAGGGCCUUUAUUCUGCAGCAUGAAACAGCUGUUAGGGGGAAGUGAAUAAAAAUAUAGCUGGAACUCCUGUUGGCUCCCCACAUAACACAAUUAUCCGUGAGCUAUAAAAUUGAAGUUUGUGCAAAUAUGCACAAGUUCUUGCUUUGUUUAUUCAAAAAUCUGAAAUAGAGACCAGUAUAUCCAUUAUUCCCAUACUCUUCCAUCCCUAUUUAUAGUUGGAGGCAUAUCUGAAAAGAAUCUAAGAGUAGUAUUCACUGUUACGUAAAGUAGACUUACUGAAGUUUAUCUAUUUUUAUUAAAGUUUUUCUUGGUUUACAAAAGUACAUGCCUCUUUUCUCAAGUUGUACAGUCUUUUCUACAUAUCAGUUACAUUUGUUAUGGGAUAUUAGUGUUUUCUAGAUAGCUUCUCUUUCUGUUCGCUUGUUACGUUUCCUUGGUAGUGAGAGAGGUUGGGGGCCCAGGGUAUGGUUAGUUGGCUGCAAUGGGGUUUGCUUGCCUUUGUGAGGCGGGAUGGCCUUGUUGGGUCAAGUAAGCCAAAUUGAUUCGCAUGCUGUUGGUGGGUUCUUGUUUGGUUUUGUACGUGAAACAGGGGAGCCAUACUGGGGUGAAGACAUCCUCUUCUAUUUGUCCCUGUGUCAGUUUCAGAUUAUUGGUUAGCUUUUCUAGUAAGGCUGUUUCCCACUGGUCCUUGUUCACCCCUGACAGGUCUCUCCAGUGUCUGACUGUGAGGCUUCUGGCUACUGAGCGUAGCUGGGUUAUAAGCUCUCUAUAAUGUGAGUGUUCACUGUGAUAUUGGAAGAUGUUCAGUAGGGGGUCAUUCCAUGCCAAAUCACCUGGUGCCAUGUGCUCUGACGACUCAGAUUUUCUUCAAAAAAAAUUAAUGUGUAGAGAUACCUAUGAGAUAACCUUUUUUAUUUUUAAAAUAUUUUUUGGUCCAAAAUUGGAGAAAUUUUAAUAAAUUUUUUUUCAUGUGAUUUAGGCUAAUGCAAUUUCUGUGUCAGUUUAGAAAAAAAACCUCCCGUUUCGCUUAUUUUUAAACCAAUUGGGCUUAUUUUGGUAUCAAAAUAAAGCUAAUUUUUGUCUCUUUGAAACUAAGGUAUCAAAUGGUAUUAAGUGCCACAGAAAAGGGUCACCGACCAUUCAAAGUGAACUUUAGUCAUUUCGUACCUUGGUAGGUUUGAUAAGCCAUAGCACGCAAACCACAACUAACACAUGUAUCAUACUUUUUUUUGUAGAAUGGGCUAAUCAUGAACUUGUUAGGUUUUAAAAACAAGAAGGGUGUUUAUCUGUGGUUAUAAAAUACUAAAAAAAUAAGUUUUAUUAAUUAUUUAAUAAAAACAAAAUACGUCUCGGAACCCUUGUUCAUUUUAUUGUGUGAAAAACACUUCUGCAAUAAUAUGGUCAAAGCUAUUUUGUUUCCCACACAUAUAAUAUGGUCAGUGAUGCUGUUUUGGCCACUGUGAGCAAUAUGACCUUUCUGAAUCAGCAAGAAAAAAAUGUAUUUUAUUAUUUUACUUUCCAAUUACAGGGUAGUUUGACUAUGGGAAUUCAAGCACUGAUAACCUAGACUAUUAUAAUCCACUUGGUGUAAGGGGCUACCCAUGAGAUUAGUUUAGAAGCUGCAGAUGAUACAGAAUUCUGAGGCCCAGCUGUUUCAAGGCAUUUGCUACCAACUAUAUUCAAAUCUUACUAAUAGUAUAUAAAGCCCUAAGUAACUUGGGGCUGUUGUUGUUUAGUUGUGUCUGACUCUUCGUGACCCCAUGGACCAGAGCACGCCAGGCACUCCUGUCUUCCACUGCCUCCUUAAGUACACUUGGGGCUAGUGUACUUAAAAUAUUUCCUUAUACUUCUGCCCAAUCUACAAUCAUUUGGUGGUGCCUAGCUGACCUCAACAAAUUAUGCAUUUAGCAUGGGAGCACCAGCAUUAUAGAACACUCUACCUAACAUAAUGAAGUCAGCAUAGUCAGUAAUGAACUUUGAGUGUCAGCUUAAGUCUUGGUUAUUUCAGCAAGCCGCCUUAUGAAAAAGAUAUAUAGUUUUCAUGUCAUGAUUUAUAGUCAGAUGAACCAUUUUGUAAACCCAUUUCUUUAAUGCAUUCUGCUUGAUUUUGUUAUUUUGUUUUGGUUUUAAUUGAUAUUCUCUACACCACAUGCAUAUGUUUUUAUAUGUGUUUGUGGUAUAGAAAUGACUUAACAACAACAACAGUAAUAGUAGUACAGGUAUAAGGAUCUGCUUAUACCAAGUCAGACCAACUGUUCAACUAUCCCAGCACUGUCACCCUGACAGCAAUUCCUCAUCUAGAUAACAAGCAGUGAUUUUUUCAGGCCUGCUGCUUGAGAGCCUUUUAACUAGAGAUUUGGGAGGGACCGUAGUACAGUGGCAGAGCACAAGGUCCCUGGUACAAUCCACAAGUCUCCAUUUAGAAAGAUGAAAUAGCAGGUGAUGUGAUAGUCGUCUGCCUAGAACUCUGCAGCUAGUCAGAGCAGACAGUGCUAGGCUCAAUGAACAAAUAGUCUGACUAGUAUAAGGCAGCUUCCUGGGUUCUGAUACUUCCUCUGAGAUGUCACAGACCUUCUCUCGGCAAAGCCUAUGAUUUUUCUUUAAGUCAUGGCUAUUUCCUAAAAAAAUUAAGUAUAGAGACCUCUUCUCUCACAAUAAGGUAAGAACUGUACAAAUACGCAGGUAGGCAGCACACAGUUAAGUCACAAAACACUCUGUUUCUUUUACACCAAUUGCUUCAGUGUGAAGAUGCACCUUAUUGAAGGAUGACAUUUUUUCAUGUUUCAAAGCCUCCCCCCUCCCUAAAAUUGUUCAUAAAAUGUACACAACUGGCCUGUUGAUUCUGUGCCUUUUUGUUUUGUUUUCAAGCCUAGUUUUGUUUCUUAAUUUUUUUAAAAAAAUCAAAGACUAAGCUGAAAGAUGGAACAGAAUAUAUCGGAGAAAAAACCAGCCAUCGCCCAGACUGCAGACUUCGAUGUAAUGGGUGCCUUAGACUGGAAAGACGGCAUUGCCACCUUGCCGGGUAGCAACAUACAAGUAAGGAAAAAAUAUAAGGGAUAGGGUAAGCAAAGGCCCUAACUUAGUAAGAGUUACCAAAUGUUCUUUUGUCAGGGUAGAGAAAAGACGUGCUGUGAAAUGUAUUGCCCUCUGGCAUUACGGUAAUUGGAGCUCUGGUGGCAAAAGCAAACUUGAGAUGCCAUCACCAAACUAAGUUAAAUUUUGCUGAGAUUUCUGCUUGCCUGCUGAUUUAGCUAUUUGUUUUUCCUGCUAUGCAGUGAAUCUGGAGUUUCUGGAAACAAAAUGUCAGUGAAGAAGUAUAACUCACUGAUUAUGCACCAAAACAGAGAACUACUUUAAUAUAUUUUCAGCCACAUAAGUACACUUACUAAAGAUAAUCACCCUGUUUUAACUAAUUUGUGACACAGAGGAAAGCUCUCUUCUUAGCCGUGACUCCUUGGGUACCAGUAUUAGACUGCAGAAUAAUAACUGUAGUAGAAAAAAACUGCAGCAGGGAAAAAAAUAACUGCGUUACGUUGUCUGGACCUGGUGACAUCUAAGCCUCUACCAAGAUGUUUCCUUACACACCUGUGUAUUAUAAGAAAACUUGGAACCCAAGGCUGGUUGCUGGCAGCCAAAAGGACAACAGAGAAUUGCAUGGUGACAAUAGGAAGGAGAGCAGAAGAAACUGUGGCUGGUUGUACUGAUCAGAGAGGCUGGUCUGAAGACUGGUUUGGCUUGUGGGCCACCUGUUGAGGAACAGGGCCUUAGCUCCAGCUUUUGGGAGGAGAGAAUAGCUCAACUUUGCAGUUAAUCUGCAUCUAAUUUGAGAGUUUUAGGCAAAUAUGGUUUGUUGGAAUGCCUCUUUUAUACAGACUUUUUCAUUACAGAUUUAUCCCCAUCCCACCUGCUAACUGAUCUCCAUAAUGUUAUUUAUUUAUUUUUUAAUUAAAUGUGUUAGCUGUCUUUUUAAAAAUCUCAAAGUGCUAUAAACUAUUGAAGGAUUUAAUAUGAUAAAUAGCUUUAAGGAUGAAGACCCUGUGAAGUAAUAACUGUGUUGCAUCAUGCUCAGAGGGCAUUUUCCUUACCCCUGAUCUUUUAUUCUCUUUUCCUCUCUUGGGUUCUAGUGUGGGCACAUAGCCCAUGGGGUGUGAUUUUAAAGAUGAUUUGAAUUCUCUCUUUUCAGAAAUUGAGAAUGGGCAACAUUGCAAUCAGAAAAUUUGUCAGUCAUUGUUGGUAUGAUUUUUAAAGAUACAAAUUACAUGCCCCCCAAGAGUAAUGUUCUAAUAAAAUAACCACUACUUCAUCAUCAAUAUGAAAGUCUGCCCAGUAUGUCAUAUCUAGGCCUUGGCGAUAUAUCAAUAUAUCUCCCAGGACCGGUAUGAGGAGCUUCACUUAGUGGUAUAUCUCUGGGGGCACCGCCAUCGCUCCUGAGUCUCUCUGCUACCAGUGUCCACUAGAGUUCCUGCCUCCAGUGGCACUGCUAGCAGAGGGACUCAGGAGUGGUGGCAGUUUCACCAGUGAUAUAUUGCUGAGUGAAACUGCCAUCACACUCUGCCCUCAUACAAUGCAGAGGGAGAAACUUUCCCUCCCUCUCCAUCUUUAAACUGCUCGACUGAGGGCUGUCUCAGCUGGGGAGAGGGAAGCUGUCCCCUGCCUAGCUGAGUUGCGCAAGCAAACUGCAUUGUCCCAGCCCAUGAGCGCCUGGGUGAAUCCACCUCAGUUCCUGAGGAGAUAGCUGGGGCAGUUUCACCAGGUGCCUCACGGGCAGAGGCCUAUGCAGCUUGUUUUUCCAACAUUGCAGUAUGUCACCAAACCACAAUGUUUGGCUAGUGAUACACCACAAUGUUGAAAAGCUGAUAUCACCCAGCCGUAGUCAUAUCAUCUUGCCUUUAAUGAGACAUAACAACUGUAGUGAGGUUCACAUUGUAACCACCUACGUUUGUGUCUAUAUACACUUAGAUCAUUCUUUUGUUGCUCUUCCAUUUAAAAAGUAACAACAUAGGUGUGACAAUCUAUAAUUAUUGAUCAGCACGUUGGCUGGUUUGCAUUUUUUCUCAGUCAAGUAAAAACAAUGCUGUAUUAUCCUCGGAUUUGUAAGAAUGGCUCAAUUUGAUUACAAAACAAAUGAUAAAAUAUUUUAUUUAUAAAAUGCUUAAGAAUGCUUAACAAAUCUUCACUUGUUUUUUAAGGGUCUUGCAUUAUAGUCCUUUUUAUGUGUUUUAAAAUACUGUUCUGCCCUCUGUAAUGGGUGAAUCUCUAAAUACAUGGAGAUGCAAGUGUACUGUGAGCAACAUCCAGUCAAAAAGAAGCCCUUCUGACAUCAGUGAUUUCAGUUGGAUAGUUAGGUACAUGCUUAAAUAUUUCACACUGAAUUCAUUGGGACUUAGGGUGAUAUCCAGCUAAGUCAUAAGGGUGCGGGUGGUGCUGUGGGUUAAACCACAGAGCCCAGGGGCUUGCUGAUCUGAAGGUUGGCGGUUUGACGGGGUGAGCUCCCGUUGCUUGGUCCCUGUUCCUGCCAACCUAGCAAUUCAAAAGCACAUCAGAGUGCAAGUAGAUAAAUAGGUACCGCUCCAGUGGGAAGGUAAACGGCGUUUACGUGCGCUGCUCUGGUUCGCCAGAAGCAGCUUAGUCAUGCUGGCCACAUGACCCGGAAGCUGUACGCCGGCUCCCUCAGCCGAUAAAGCGAGAUGAGGGCCACAACCCCAGAGUCGUCCGCGACUGGACCUAAUGGUCAGGGGUCUCUUUACCUUUACCAGCGAAGUCAUACUUUGAGUAAAGUAAAGGGACCCCUGACCAUUAGGUCCAGUCGUGACCGACUCUGGGGUUGCGGCGCUCAGCUCGCUUUAUUGGCCGAGGGAGCCGGCAUAUAGCUUCUGGGUCAUGUGGCCAGCAUGACUAAGCCGCUUCUGGUGAACCAGAGCAGCGCACGAAAAUGCUGUUUACCUUCCCGCCAGACCGGUACCUAUUUAUCUACUUGCACUUUUGACGUGCAGGGACCGAGCAAUGGGAGCUCACCCCAUCGCGGGGAUUCGAACCGCCGACCUUCUGAUCAGCAAGUCCUAGGCUCUGUGGUUUAACCCACAGCGCCACCCGCGUCCCAUACUUUGAGUAGACCCAUUGAAAUUGCUUAAGGCCAUUGAUUUUAUUGGGUCUACUCUACUAGCGGAUAUCAGUCUUGGUGUUUACCACUAACUGGUAUUGUACCCUGUCUGUUGAAUAGUUUGGUGAAUUGUGGCAGAUACUGGUUAAGUGCUUAUGGGGACUGAAUAAACAUAAACUGGAUGAUACAGCAGAAAUGUUUACUAGUACCCAUGUACCUUGCUUUUUUUGAAAUUCAAAUAAUGUACACAUCACUUCCUGAACUGUUCAGAGACAUUCUCCUUCUAGGUUAUAAUUGCAUGAACCAUUUAGGGGGUUGGUGCUCUAGCACUAUAGGUGUAUACCAGUACCAGCUUGAUGUGCUGAGACAUCCCUCCAAAGCAGCAGAUACUGGCAACCAUGGUUUUCACUUUUUAGAUUUUGACUCUAAGCAGAUAACAUUAUUAAGGAGUGCUUACUCUCCCUCAAACAGCACUAUAGUUUUGUAGAUCUUAGACUGUGUAUGUAAUCAUUCCUCAUUAUAUUUUUAUAUGUUUCAUAGGUCUGAAUCAUGUUUACCGAUGAUGUCUUUCUGUAUGUACAUUGAAAGAAAUGAGUACUCAUUUAAUCUGUGUCUGUGCUGUACUAACGAUGCCCUAGAGAUUAUUGUCAAUGCAGUAUUUAAUGCAUUUUCUUUGCUAUUAGUUCCUUUUUACUCCAGUCUACCUUGUUUCCUUGUUGACUCUCAUAUACUGUUUCCUUUCCUUCAAAAGGCUCUUUUGUUACAUGUUUACUCCAUUCACUUUUUCUUCCCUGCAGUUUCGUUUAACUGAGUUUGGGACACUGGAAAUAAUUACAGAAGUUGAAGCAAAGGCUACAAUAGCUCUCUCUGCAUCAUCAAUCAAUACCAGUUCAGCCCUUAACUUGUCUACCUCUUCUGUGCCCAAUACCAUAACUGCUUGUGGUACUGAAGGUGAGCCUUAGACUCAUAGACCAUAUAAUGGAACAAGAGCAUGAAGCCAACAUAAAAAAAUUAAAAUGCUUCAGUUACGUGUAGCAAGAAUGGGUCUUUGUAGUAGCUUGCAAUCUGGUGAAACAUUUGAACUGCUUGUAAUUUUUAUUCAUUUAGCAUUAUUUACAGUCACUGUUUAUAUUUGUCCUUAGGAACAGAAACAGUAAAACAAGAGCGCGACUUUGAACUUUGAAACAUUGUGGUUUCAGCCAUCAGGACUCCUGUUCUACCACACGGGGGGGGGGACUGGAGUGCACAAUUUCCCAAAUUAUGUCUUUUGUCCAAUAUUUUGCACCCAGAGCAAUCUUGUGGGCAAGACAUUGUUUCUGGAACAGGUUUGCUGGGAUAGAAUGAAUAUUUUAUGUAAUUAUGGAAUGCAUUAACAUCAACUCAUGUUAGCAAUCUUGAAUUUUCACUGGAAAAGGGGAGAACAUUAGCAACUUUCUGUUGUUUCUGGUGGUCAGAUGCAGUUUCUUAUUACUAAUUCUUGUUACUUUUACAUUUGUAAGACAUUGCUAGGACUGUUUACUGCUAUUAAAUUCACACAAGAGGAAUAAAUGCACUGUUUGAAAACCAUUUAAGCUUAUAUAAAUUUAUGCAGUGGGGCAGAUUCACCUUCCUGACACUGAUAUUGCUGCUACAUGACACUGAUGUCAGGAAGGUGACAUUGCUGGACUUCUCUGGCCAUUCCUGAUACUUAGAUUGGCACCAUCUAAGUUAACCUGGUUGUAUUGUCUCUAUGCAGAUUAUUGAAUAUACUGCCAAGUUUUGUGAUUUUAAACAAGGAUUUAUGAACAAAAAUGAACUCAUGCUGUAUGAUUACUAACUGUGUAAUGCUACACAUUUCCUCCUAAGCAAACUUUGUACAGUUGGGUACAAUUUUCUGUUUUGUCCACAUGCUAUUGCUGAAGAUUUUUGAUCCAGAACAGAAGAAUGAAUCCAAGUAAAGUACACAUGAAAAUAUGCUUAGAUAUAGGCAUAAUUUCUUUAUUUUUCUAUUUUUUUUAUCAAUAUUUUUUUGUUAUUUUCUUUAAACAUACACAUAAUUUCUUUAUAAAGUCAUAGUUGCUUGCAUAUAUUUACUAUGUCUACACAAGUUUAUUAAAAUUUCAAAACAGAUACACCUUUAUCUGACAUCCAUGUAGAGAGUUACCGUAUUUUUCCAUCUAUAAGACCCGCCCAUGUAUAAGACUCUUUUUUGGGACUCCAAAUUGAGGAAAUGGGGGGAAUUGCCCCCAUGUAUAAGACAACCCAAUUUUUAAGCUUAAUUUUUCAGGAAAAUAACCUAGUCAUACGCGGAAAAAUACGGUAAUUUAUAUUGUAUUCAUCAUAUAGUUAGACCAAUCUCAUUCUUUUUUGUUUAAGUAAGUAGAUUAUUAUAAGACCAACAUCAUUAUCAAUUGAUAAAAUAAAAAAUAUAAAAUUGUUCCCAAAGCCAGAACCAGUAACAACAAGGUGCAUAUAAACAAUCUAUAUAUUAAAAUGUCAUUUCAAUACGCAUAGUUAAUGACAUUUUUAGCUGUUAAUUUUUGUUUCUGUUUAGUUACAGCAAAUCUGGCUUAAAUGUAACCUAUUUCUUUCAGACAGAAAAUACAUUAUCUUAAUUACAUCACCAUAUCUUUAAAUCACUUUCUUUUAUUGAAUGUGGCCUUAAGGUAUAUGUUUAAUGAGGUGCCUAUAACUCAUACUUUUUUGCCACAAUACAUUUUAUUAGCCUAUGGUGUUAAGACUCUUCUUGCUGUUUUUGCUGCAGCUAACAUAGCUUCCCCCUCUGGAAUUUGUCAAUAUAGAUGAAGUUUUGAAUUUGUCAUUUCAUGGGGUAGGUGCCUAGAGGCUUUAUACAUUUGACAAAAUUCAAAACACUAUUCUUCUCAUCUCUAAAGUUCACCCACAGUUAAAAUACCCACAGAGUCUUCAUUUGUUUGUUGCUUUGGCUUAAAUGACUUCACAGACUCUUUAAAUACCUGCUCCAUGGUGUUCAGUUUCCUUUCAGGAAUGUAAAAAAAUGUAAAAAGCUCCAUGAAAGGUGUUAGAAGUCCCAAAUAAUUUUAUUUUGAAUUAAUCAGUGCCUAUCAUCCUUUUUUUUGCAGUGUCCAAGGACAAUAUUCCCAGAUCUGAACUCCAAACCUGUGAAAAUAACAGACACCCUGGGAAAAUGGACUGUUUUGAGAAUUCCCGUCAGGAACCUAGAGACAGGUAAUGUCUUUGGUCUCCUCUUUUGUUUCAUGGGACACAAGUGGAAUCUGGAUUAAUCUAUAUUUAUCUCUGUAUUAAAAGAGCAAGUAUCAAUUUCAGUAUUUUUUUUUAAGAUGUUGGAAAACAGGAUGGCUGGCUGCUGGUGCAAUAACUAAAUAGUAAGGCUGCAAUCCUACACACUGAGCUGGGAGUCAAUACCAUUGAACUGAGUGAGGUUUACUUCUGAGUGUAGGAUUGCAGCGUAAAUCACUUUAUGAAAGAAUGAGAUAGCAUUCAAGGUGGAGACUGGCCCCAUGUAUUGAUGAGGCACUGACCAAGACAGAUUAAGGGAGGUAGUGGUUUUCUCUUUAUCAGUUAACAUUAUUCAAAAGAGAAAGAAAUGCAGUUGUUGUUUUCUUUAAACAGUAUUCUUUGAUUAAAUUUAAAAUGUCUAAUUAUCUUUCAAAACAUUUAUUUCCGCAUGACUGAAAGUUAAUUCUCAAUACUUUAUUCUGAAAGCUGGAAAAAACGUGUUCAGAAAGGUGGAAAAAACGUAUUGAACCUCUGAUCGUUUAACUGCCCUCUGCAUCCCCAUCUAAUUUAAAAACACUGUAACUAUAUAUAAAGAAUACUCCAGUUUGUCUGAAAUUCAUUUUAUUCACAUAUUUGUGAUUGCUUUAAAUAGAUGAGUUAUAAUACUCAAAAAUUUCAUUAAUUUGAGUAACUUCUAACUUCAGAUAAAUUAUGUUUUGCCACCUCAGUUGUUUCCCACCAUAACUUUCAUACUCCAGUUUUGCAUUUUUAGUAAUGCUAAACAUUGAAGUAGCCCAUAAAAAUUGUUAGGAUGGUAGCAAACCUGUCACUCAAAUGGGGAAGUUAUAUUCCUAUUUACCUCACAAGACUUCCUCUGCCACAGCAGAAAAAUGAAUACAUAUCCAGUUUCCUUAUAAAAGACAAAAUGAAAUGAAAACUCAUCAAGCAAGCUGUGAUAGGAAAACGGUUGGUGGUAUGUCUGAAGCGUAAGAAGGCCACAUUGCAGUAUAAAAGUGUACAAGAGCUUUUCUUAAAGGAAAUUAGCUCUGACGCUUUCAUUGGCUCAUAUUGAAUGAAAAUGUAAGCAUUGUUUCAACUUUGCAGUGCUUGUUUUCCUUGAUGUGAAAUAUUCAGUGCUAAUAUGAAUGAAGUUCAACGUCAAGAAAACCUGCAUGGUUGUGCAGUUGACCUGUGCUUCAAGAGAGGUCACUAUUGUACAUGAUUUUGGUUUCCUGAAAUUUGAUUAAUUGCUAAUUAAGAUGCCAGUUAGUACUAGCUAUUAAAGCUUAAGUCCCGAACAUACUUCCUAGGGAGUAAGCCUCAUUGGUCUUAGUGAGACAUGUCUGAGUAAACAUGCAGCAGGUCGGUUUUCAUUGAAGAAGCUGGUCUUUGAAGUAUCCUUGCCCCAGACCAUUUAUACUGUAUUGCCUUUUAAAUCUGCCAGUCCAGAUGCUUCACUGUUAACGGGAAGGGUAACUUUUUGUAACUUCACAGGGAUACUUUGCACUUAUUUUAGGUUUUGUCUCCUAGUAGAGUCUCUAAGGACACCCCAGCUGACUUCGGGAAACAGACAAGUAGCAGCCAGAUGUAUGAAACAGACAGACCUUCCAAGCGCCUACGAAAAAAGAGGAAGUUGCUUUUGGAUUCUGAAGAUGAGGAAGAAAAUGCAGAUGAUGAUGAGGUAUUACAGGUUUAGUUGGAAUCAUAACCAAGAGGCUACACUUGAGUCGGGCAGUGAUAUAUGUAAAUCUUGAAAACUUUUUUGAAUUAGAAGCUAAUGUUAACAUUUUACAUUCAGAAAAUAUCACUCUGGAAAGUUUAUAAAUAUAUAUAUAUUUAUUGUGUGUGUGUGUGUGUGUGUGUGUGUGUGUGUGUGUAUCGUGGCGGGGAUACACUAUAUGGCAGGUUAUGCUUUCUUGUUUGUUUUUUUCAUUUCUACCUUUCUACCAAGGUACCCAAGGUGAGUUACAAUUUAAAAUACUAAACCUUUUUAUUUUUAUAAAAGAAUGAAAAUGUCAAUCAUAUGUAUGAAAAUCUCGGUGUAUUUUCUUAUCAUUUUAAAAAUAUGUCUAUUUCUAGGAAAAGAAUAAAUUGAAUUUGAAAAACCGCAAGAAUGCUAAACCAGUAAAGCAAGGUAAGCGGAAGGCUUAAUGCUGAAAAGCUGCUGUAUAGUGAAUAAUUUUGCAGCCCAGAAGGCUGGAGCUGUAGAACCCAUAAUAUAUCUAGAAUAGUAGAAUUAAGGGUAUACCAACUUGCUCAGGUGGCCGCAAAGCAUCUGGAUCAUUCAUUCUGGCAUCAUCAAACUAGAGUCCCUCUUAUGAACAGCAAGCUGAAUAUGAUAAAUCCUGUUAAAAUAAACACUGGAAGAUAAAAUUGAAAUGAAACUGAUAAUGAUUGAUGGGCUCUUAAGCAUCAUCUUAAAUUAAAUUACAUCCUCAAAUAUUGUUCAUCUUUUGCAUUAAUUUGUUGAACGCCUUUACUAAAGUCAGAGCUGGAGACAUUUACAGCACACUUAAUUAAGUGGAACUUGGUAAAUAUGUAUAAGAUUGCAGCCUGUUCAUAUUCCUCAUGAUCUGUUGGCUGGCCAUUUAAUUUCUUUUAGAUUUGCUUUAUUGCUGCUAAUGGUUGCUCAUCUUAUAUAUAUUUUGAAGGACUAUGGGAAUUUGUUGUUUUGUACUGGUCAGUAAGGGUCUGUUUGACCAGUGCACCAUUUACAGCUAUCUAGAAACAAGAAAACCAUAUUUAAAUAGCAUUAAAAGUCAGCCUCAGAUAUUUACAACGCAGAAAAUAUUUUGAAAUUUAUGAGCAGACAUUACAAAAAACACACCAAUUCUGAGUAUUCCCCCCCCCCCCGUUUCAUUUAGAAUUAUUAUAUAUGGUUAAUUUUGCUGUGUUUUUGUAUAAAUAACUGUAAAUGCGUAAAUAAUUAAUUGUAUGUGGUAUGUUUGUAAUUUUUUAAAAAGCAACACCAGAAACCAGAUCCUUCCUGCAAUUAGUUUUAUUCAUUUUUUAAAUAGCAGAUAGUUUUGCUUAUUUUAGUUCCCUAAUAUAUAUUCUAGUAAGGGGAAGUUGAUAGCAUUUGAAUUGUUGGACUGUUCUUGAAAGCUGCUUUCCAUCUAUUGUAGAAGAAACGGCUUACCUUUGGAUACCCAAUGUGGCAAAUAGAAGCACAUGUGUGUGGAUCUCUGCUUCAGUGCUUUGCCCUGCAGAAAUAAUUUCCCUCUCAUUCUGUCUUUGCUCAGUUACUCCUGGAAAGAAGCAUGUGUGGAACUGGCUGUCAUACUUAGAAGAAGAAAAAAUGGCACCUGCUCCACUGAAACUCUUCAAAGAGGUUGACAGCUCUUGGAUAAUUUAUUUAUUUUGUUCAUGUGACUAUUUAAUUACUUUGUGCAUUUGGUUAACAGAAUGGGGGGGGGGGGCUGGUGUUGUUUUGGCAUGUGCUGUGGUUCGUACAGGAGAAAUAGAGUUUUCACCUUGUCAAACCAGCCUAGAGUUCUUGCACACAAAAGAGUUCUCCUACAGGGAGGAACCAGACAGGGUUGACUUACUUUAUUUUGUGCUGCUGCAACACAGGCUAAAGAGCUAGAUUUACUGGUGGUGUUGUGUUGGCUAGGUGGCUGGCUGGCUGGGUAGUUACAUCUUGUCUAAAGGGUGGUUCCUGAUGCCUUUCCGAUAAUAUCCUAAAAGUUAACAAAGCUGCCUUUUGGGUCAAUAUGCAAGUUUGCUUGUUAAAAGGGAAAAUGUGUAAUCAAGCCCCACUUCUGUUUCGGUCUUAGGAAAAAUACAGAAAAACUCCCUUGCUCCUUUCAUUGUUUCCUCUUUGUAGUCAGGAAUUGUUUGCCCAUUUGGAUAGGGAAGAGCUGUCACUACAGAGUGACCUGAGCUGUUGCAACAAGGUGCUGCUCCCCAAAACAGCUUGCUAAUGAGAUAGGUAGCCCCGGGCUUUCUCAUUGUGAGGGAGUAGUAGACAAGAAAAGGGGAGAGCAAGUGCUGCAAGGCAAAGGCCAACUGCCAUGGAUGCUUUUGCUGAGAUUCCUGCAUUGCUAGGGGUUGGACUAGAUGACCCUUAGGUCCCUUCCAACUCUAUGAUUCUAAGAAAUCUUCAAUUACUGCCUGUACUGGAUGCCAGAGAAAUGAACUAAUAUGGGCAGAGGAGGGUUUUAUUUGUACUUGUUCCCCUGUUGAAAUGGGAAUAUGUCAGUCACUCACUAGAGAAAGUUUAAUAGUUGUGGGUUUUUUUAAGUUUGCACUCAACCCUUGUUUUAAUUUGUGCCUUAAGUAUGUGAAAUUGCUCAGCGCUAGGAUCAUAUCUUAGCCAGUGACUGUGUGAAGCUAGCUUUAGCUUUGCUAAUUAGCAUAGUGCUUAUAUUAAUUGGAUCCUUGACUUUUAGCAUGUUGUAGAUUAUCUGAUUAAAAAAUAAUCAUUACAAGUGAGGGUACAAGUAGCAACCAAUUGGCAUGUCUAAAAAUAUGCAAGAAGCCAACCUCUAUAGAAUGUGAAUAUAGCACGCAUCCUGUCUGAUACUGAAUUCCCUCAAUUUCCAUUGAAAGGAAAAAAUAGCACCUUGUAACGCUGGGGAAAUGUUCAGUCAUCCUUUUUUUUCUAGCGGCACCUUUCAGCUUUGAUCAGUUAUGUCUAUAAAGAUCAACUUCUUGGUGGAAGUAAGCAUUGGUUAUAAAAGGUUGUUUCAGAUUCCCUCACCAGAAUUCCUUUUAAUUAUCUACCUGUUCUUAGCCAGGGUUUGAGAGUUACGACUCUUUUUAUGUCAAAACUUGAAACUUUGUUCUUGGUUGAUGUUUACAAAAGUCAGAAGAAGCUACGCAUUUCAGGUAUCGUACCAAGUCACAAUUCAGAUGUCAAACCAAAUCAGUUUUGUGCUCACGAUAGUUUAGAACUAAACCAAUGGAUUGAGUUUCCAAAUGUUUAACAGUCAAAUCAUGGUGUGCAUCAGGGUGGGGAACCUUUUUGACUGCAUGGGCCAGACCCUUAUCAGGAUGCCUUUAGUGGGUGGGGCUGUCCAUUGAAUGGAAGCCACUUCUGUUUCCUUGAUCAAGGUGUGUUCCUACCACCCAUCAUCUUAACAUCAGGUCUAGGGCAGGUGGGCAUUACUUCCCCCAAGUGGCUUUGUGGGCCAAAUGAGGAGGCCUGGCAUGCCAAGUUUGGCCCACACGCCAGAUAUUCCCAACCCCAGUCUACAGACAGUUUUUGCCUGCUUUUGUUUUCCGAUCUGCUCAGCACUUAGCUCCUUAAGUUCAUUUCUCUCUCCAUAGAACAGCAGCCUCUGGAAGUGAAGUGAGGGCCAUUACCAUGGUUUGUCAGUUCUGAUAUCAUACCGACUAUAGCUCAAAAAAUGGCUUGCAAAUUAACUUCAAACCAUGGUUUCCAAUUCUUGUUUGCUGACUGAUCACAAGCCAUGGUUUUUCAUUUCAGAGUUAGCUUAACUAUAGCCAACUGAUGUCUGAACUGAGCACAGAAGCUGCUUGUCUGAUGUGGCAGAACCACAAUAUUAGCUUUCUAGUAGUGACAGUGCUGCCAGUUGCCAGGAGAUGAAGGGGUGGGAAGGUCAAGGUCGUGUGGGUGCACCAGCAGACCUAAUCCAGUGCUCUCACUGUUGCACCCACUAUGCAUUGACCUCCCCACUGCCUCACCCCACUCCAUCGUGGUAAGUGACAGUGACGCUACUGCCAAAAAAUUAGCACUGCAGCUCUGUCCCACUGGGCAAGCCAUUUCUGAUGAAUCACAGUCUUCAAAUCAAUAUAUUUGUGAAUAUAAUUCUGAUAUAGAUGUCAUUCACCUUCCAUCUCUCAGUGUAAAACAAGUACAGAGUUAGCAAUCUCUGAAGUUACCUCCAUUAGAGAAAACAGAUUACACAAAAUAACUAGAGUUCAUUUCCUUCUUAUUUUCCCCAUAGAGUAUUAACACUGCAACAAGAAAGUCUUCGUUGAAGUGUAAAAUAAUGUUUUCCCUCCAUUAUUUCCACUGCAGUCUCAGUCCUUUCCACAAAACAAAAAUGGAUUUAAAGUUGGAAUGAAGCUAGAGGGCCUAGAUCCUGAACACCCAUCCUUAUUUUGUGUGCUUUCUGUUGCCGAGGUAUUUGCCUUUCUUUGUAUUGAAAUUAACAAUAUUAACUUAUUUUCUGAAUAAUAAGGGGGAGGGGAAAAUAGACAGAGGGAAGGUCUUAAGGCAUGCCCUGGAUCAGUGAGUUAAAACGAUGUUUAAAGAUAAUGCUUCACAUUCUAUUUAAUUAAAAAUAUCUUCUGCCUAGAUUUUGUUAUUUUAAAUUAAACAACUUUAAUGGUUUUAAAGUCAGAAACAGAUCCUGCCAGACUCAAAGGGUAUUUUCAGGUAAACAAGACAAUCUUUAGUGUGUGUGUGUUUUCUUGGGCGUUUACUUGAAUUACUGUAUUUUCCGUCUAUAAGAUGCCCCCAUGUAUAAGACGCCCCCUAUUUUUGUGGCAACAACCAAUUGCUAGUCCACCCUCGGCAAUAUCCGUGUAUAAAACGCCCCCAUAAUUUUUGACAUUAUUUUUAAGGGAAAAAACCUAGUUUUAUACACAGAAAAAUACGGUAAUUUUGAGGCCUGAAUAAAUGCCUACACGUGCAAAAUGGAUCUACUGGUGGGUGGGUGGGAGUGAGUGAGAGAGAGACUCAACAUCGGUGUGACUGGACACUGCAGCGUAGAGACUUGAGUUCCACUGUGACAAUAAGCAUAAAACAGACUUUGUGGAGGAGUCCCUACAGCUAUAGACAGUAAAUUUUAAAAGAGAGCAUUUCUAUCUUUUGCCAAAGAUUAUAAGGAGAUGGAAUCAAUCCAGAGUUAAGUUUAAAAAACAAACCCAAACAAACAAAAAACAACCCUAAGGUUCAUUUGACUCAUGAAAGGGAUAACUUUGAGUUGCUUCAUGCUUACAGGUGCAAGGGUACAGAGUGAGAUUGCACUUCGAUGGUUAUUCUGAGUGUUAUGACAUCUGGGUUAAUGCAGAUUCUCCAGAAAUCCACCCUGUUGGAUGGUGUGAAAAAACAGGUCACAAGCUGCUUCCUCCUAAAGGUACAUGAACUUAUUUAUUUGUUCAAACAAGUGCAUUUGGAUGUAAUGCUACGCCACAUUUUAGCACCUUGGGAACACACAUGGAUAAGCUUCAAGCUUUUAUGCUCCCAUCUCAUGGUGUGUGUGUGUGUGUGUGUGUGUGUGUGUAUGUGUGUGUGUGUAUGUGUGUGUGUGUUAGAACAGAAAGUUAAAGGCAUCUAGUUCCUGAUUUGAGUUUGUUGUAACAUCCACACUUGGAACUCUGCUUAGUUUAAACAUAGGUUUGCUGAAUCAAAGCUAGGUUGUUUAAUUUACUAUAUUGUGCCAUUUCAUAUAAAUUGUAGUUAGUUCAAACAUGGAUGUGGAUGCUUCCAGUCUCCUUGCCAGAGGAGGGGGAAGUGAGGAGGGAGCUUGCAAACUCAUGGCUCGCCUGUGCUCAUUCUGAUAGCACUAAAGUUAACAUUGUUAAAAAUGGGAAGAAGUAAUUGAAAUCUAAACCAAUAAGUAGCCACUUCACAAAAUAGAAAUGGGUACAUAUUAAAUAUAACAUUUGCACCUACCUUUGCUUGCUUGCCUUUACUUGUUUGCGUAAACGAUAUUAAUAUUUGUAAAUAGCUUGUCAGGAAGGCAGUGCAUAAGGGCAAUAAAUAAUAAAAUGAAUAAAUAAUAAUAUGUGAGAUGUUGAGACACCGUUUGUCCACCCUGUGUAGAGCAUGGAAAUAAGCUGCUGAAGCAGUGUAUUGUUUGCAGUGGAUCAUGUAUGGUAAACCUUAGAAGACAGAAAUCUUACAGGACAGAAGAGAGUGCAUUCACUUUUGCUGUAGUUUAUGAAGCAGUUUUCUUAUAAGAGAAAAGACAAACUUUUUUUUGAUGGAGCCAAGCAAUGGAAAAUGUAAAAUAAUGAGAAUUUCUUUCAGUAAUGUGCAAUAUAGCAAAUGCAUUCACUACUUUUUCCCCCUUUUAAUGUUUCCUAGAGACUUCUGAAGUUUCAGAUUAAUGAUUAAGAACUGCAAUAAUGUAUUUAAAAGACAGAAGAAAAUGAGAGAUAUGUUAACUGAAGCCUGUAACUCCUGCCUAUUUCACAGGGGCAGCUAUUAUGCAAAGUUCACAUUCUUCCCACAUCAUUUCUAUUUCUGAAAAACCAAUCUGAAUGUAGCAGCAGCCACUGUAUAAAACAAUACUUUUAUCUCCCUCUCUCUCUCUCUCUCUCUCUCUCUCUCUCUAGGUUACAAGGAAGGGGAAUUUAAUUGGACAUCAUAUUUGAAGAACUGCAAAGCUCAAGCUGCCCCCAAAGCUCUUUUCAGAGCCCUGAGCACGGUAAGAGACAGUACUGAUGUUUUAGUCUUUUAAAUUCCAGCCAUUUCUAAAGCUUCAGCCAGGAUAUUAUUGUGCCUUUUUCAAAUGCUUGGAACAGAGGCUGAAUCACUAAGAAACAGGGGAAUAUCAGAUGUCAAAUGAGAAACCUAUUUAAUUUCUCACUUACAUUUAGUAAACAGAGUUUAUUGUCUGGCUUUUUAUAUAUGUGCACAUGGCAGACACCUACCCAAGCAAAGAAAGAAUUCUAUCAUCUGACUACUUACUAGGUGAUUUGGCACAAACUAGAUUGUAUUUUGUCAUAUUUCACUGGCAUUGGCUACAUUUUACCAGAAUACCAGAACUUCCUCAGUCCUUGACGGGAAAAUAUUUGUUAUAUGUGUACUUACAUCAAACACAUUUCUGCUCAUUUGAAUAAAUGCAUUCAUCUUCCCCAUCUCCAGCAUUUUUUAAAUAGCUUUAGUUUGCUUCCCGUUCCACUCUGUCAAGUAUCUUUGCUUGUACAUUUGCAUAGCACCUUGUCCAAUCUGUAGCCUGGCAAUGGUUGUCAAAUUGUGUUGAUUUCAAUGAAUGAGAAGGGCCUUUGUAACUCUUCCAUGCAGAGUAGCCUUGUGGAGAAAGUAAGAUCUGUUCCAGCUUUUCUUUGAAUACAAGAGUCACUUUCCAGCAGCAUUUUACAUAGUCAUAUAAUUGUAAGGUUGGAAGGGAUCCAAAGGGUCAUCUAGUCCAACUCCCUGCAAUGCAGGAAUCACAGCCAAAGAAUCCCUGACAGAUGGCCAUUCAAGCUCUGUUUAAAAACCUCCAGUGGAGAGUCCACAACCUUCCGAAUUUGUCUGUUCCGCUGUCAAAGAGCAAGCAACCCAUUUUUCAGCCAAGAAUUGUGCCAGGAAGCUGUAACUGUAUUUGUGGAUAAACUAGCCCAGACAUUAUUUCUUUCACAUGAUUGUGUCUGCAGGGCCACUCUAUAUGGAAACGUUUCAUAUAUUUGAACAAGGUCAGGGUCUUUAGGUUUCAGUCUGAGUGAUCCUCCUCUAUUUAUGGGGAACAUCUGCUGUAUUUCAGAGGAUUUGUCCAGUAAUGUGCCAGAACUUGCUGUUACCAUAGUAGAAUUGUCAUAGGAUUCAGCCUCUAGCACUGAAUUUUGAUCCAAGUGGAAAAUAGCAUUUGCAUUCUGCUGUCUUGAUGUCAUAGCGGAUUAUAGUUUAGAGGAGGGAGAAGAGGUUUGGAUCUAAAGGUUCUCCUCCUCUGGAUGAAUAAAUCCUUCUAUCGGAGAAAGGGAAAAUUCAGAAUGCAAUACCACACAUGUAUUGCCAAGUUCGGUAUUUAAUAUGUCCAGUUACAACAAACUCACGAACCAUUCCUGGGAAGGAUUUCUACCUGAAACCUCUUUAGAUGGAUAAAUUUAUUCAGCUGCUAGAUUAACCUGCUAGUUUGACCUGGUAUAGUUUGUUUUUCGAUGAGACUUUCCCAUAUCUAACAAAUUCUGGUCUUUAAUGUCCACUGGAACAUGUGAUUUUUUUUAAAAAAAUACUUUAUUAGCAUUCAUUAUACUAAUGAAGCUGUAAUUUCAAUAAUCUAGCUAACUGCAAUGUUUUCUCAAUUUUCUCCUGUUCCUUAGCCAGUCACACCUUCUGGUUUUCGAGUGGGAAUGAAGUUGGAGGCCGUAGACAAAAAGAAUCCUUCUUUAAUGUGUGUAGCAACCAUUGCAGACAUGUUGGAUAAUCGGCUGCUAAUUCAUUUUGACAACUGGGAUGAAAGUUAUGACUACUGGUAAGUAAAGAAAUAUCUCCUCUGUUCACGCAACUAGGGUAUUGCUUGGCAUUGCCUAGAUAGAGAAUGAAUUUGAGUUAGGAUGAGGGGGGUGCUAGUUCUGCAUUUUGAGUCAGGCUCCAGUUCUGAAUUUAGAUUCAUCAGGUCUUAUUCACUUUCUGAAUUUCUGAAGCUGUCCUACACACGCUUAAAUUUCAUUUAGAUGUGUGCACCUUUCCUCCAAGUAAAUAUGUUUGGGCCCAGUUGUUUGCUUGUGACAUUGUCAAAACUUGCAGAACUGUGUACAGCUCACAUCUCUUUGAAAAUCUAGGGGGAAAAUAUUCUUUUACUUGCAAACUUAUGCAUGCUUACCAUUUGCCAUUAUGAUUUAAUUAUUUUAGAGGUAUGUGUAUGUAUAUAUAACUAUAGAUAGGUAUAUUGUUGCAAUUUUGAGUCACCCUGGGAGUCCUGUAAAGGACCAAAACCCAGAAUAUAUAUGUAACUGAAUAAAAUAAAUGUAGUCAACAUUUAAGUUUUUCUAGCUAGGUCUUAGCUAGUAGAGAAGGAUUAUACAACUUGCCUUAGGAUCUACAUACAUCUGGAACUUUCUUUGUUUUGUAACACAGUUUUUAUUCAUUUUCAUCUUUGAACUGUUUAACAUGGUUGCAUUGAGAAAUAUCUUUGUUAACAUUAGAACGUAUGACAUGCAACAAUUACAUAAAAUUAAAAAUUAAGCAAUAAAGAUACUGGGAACUUCUGAAGGUGCUCUAGACCCUCUAAAGGGCAGGCUGCCCUACAGUAUAAGAAUCAUUGGCUUAUCCGUUCCCAUGCCUGCUGAUUUCUCCAUGAAAAUCCAAACCCACGCCACAGCUGUAUUUAGAUCUGUUUCUCCCUGCCUUGUUUCUGACACCAGAAAUACACCCAAAUGGAGGAAAGAAGGUUACGGGAGACAUUAGGAGGGGAGAAUUGAUAAGUAUGUGAAAGGUUAAGCACUCUUUUCUCACAUUCACUAAUGCUUAACUACACAUGUUCCUCAUGCCCUUUCAUUCACAUUACUUUAGCAAUUGUGGGUUGGGAAUGUUCCAAGUUAGGGUCGAACUACACAUCAAGGUUUAGGAAAUUAGUGAAUAGUUGACAGGUGAAAAGGAUAGAUUGGUUGUUCCGUGCAGUGAACUGCUACCCACUGAAGGACAUCCAAUCUAUUCUCAUUUCUGAACCUUUCUCAUUGUAUACAAAUUUUAAGUCUUUUGCAACCUUGAUUACUAGAAGCAUGCUUGGAGAAAAAGAAAGAGCACUGAGAAUCCCAGCAUAUCAAAUUAUGCUGCACAUACCAGGUUCCUUAAAAAAAAAAAAUACAUCCUGACUUUCUUCCAAGUGGAAUUCAAGGCAGGUUCUUAGCACAGGUGUAAAUGCUUUGUAGAUCAAUGCAAAUAUAUACAGUGGCUGCUCACACAACAGUCACACCAAGAGAGGAGAGGAGGCAAAAAGAAAAGAAAAAGAAUACAGGGGAAAGCUAUUUAAAAAGGCCCGGAACCAAGUCUGAGAACCAAGCCUUCACUGACCACAGACAGAGUCAGUCUGGUUAGAGGGAUGACUCCUCUCAAUGGAAAGCAAGCAUAGGGUCUGACUGAUCCCUCCAGUAGGAGGCAUCAUCUUAUUUUAGAAAUGUCUUUCACCUGGAUCUUCAAACGGAAAUCCACAUUUUUCCUGCCUCCCAAGCACUAGGAGGGAUUAUAACCCACUUGAUACCUUCUUAUGUUGAAUAAGAGAAAACCCUUCAUAGUAAGUUCCAGUGUUUUGGUCAUAAAACAUAGUUUUAUGACUUUUAAAGCAAGUGGCUUCCAUGUGUGAUCAGGUUCAGCAAAGAAACAUCAGAUUCAUUCUUUCAUGUACUGGCUGUGACUGGAACUAGUUCUCUCUGUUUGAUCCAGGUGUGAUGCUAGUAGCCCUUAUAUUCGACCUGUUGGUUACUGUCAAGAAACUGGAACUCCCCUUACAACACCAGCUGGUAUGUUGAAAGUUCACAAGUCCCUGUCGCAUUCUAAACAUUUGCAAGAUGUGAUCUGCUCUAUGUGUUUCAGAUGUCUAUGAGGUCUGUUCUGGUGUCUCCUCCCCAACUAAUUCUGUUAGAUUUGUAGAAUGGGAGACACCCCCUGCCCUGCCCAAGAGGAUGGUCAUAUCCUAAUUCCAUUAUGAUAAGGGUAACUGCAUGCUGGUGCUGGGUCACAAAAUCAGGUCUUUGUUGACAACAUGAUGUAUUGAUGCUGGCUUAACAAUAGGGGGGUUCCUAGCAACUCUCAGCACCCUUGGCAGCCUAUAGUUCCCAGGAGUCUUUUGUGGGAGGCCAUGACUGUUUAAAGUCGUAUGAUACGGCUUUAGACAUAAAAGUACAGAUGGAGCUCUAGACAGGAGUUGGGGUGGGAAAGGAGAAUUGAGAGCAAAAAGGCCUUGCUUAAAAGCUCAAAAGAUCUCCACAGUGGGCUGGAGGAUCUUGCUGGUGAGGACAGGUGUUAUUACUCCUGACUGAGGUGACUGAGAACAGUGUGUCACACACUGCUUCAGGGAGGAACAACUGUAGAUUCGGGCCAUUUGUCGUGGAUGCUUUAGUUUAGAUUCCUGCAUUGCGGGGGGUUGGACUAGAUGAUCCUCAAGACCCCUUCCAACUCUACUGUUCUAUGAUUCUAUGAAGUCUGGAGGGCAGCUCAUAACAUUCACUUAAAUCACCAAGUCUAUUUUUGGCCAAUCUCUAAGGGUGUAGAAUUUCAACUUAUAAGUUUUAGAGGUAAUAAAGGUGCUUUAAAAGCCACUUUACAUACAGAAAAUGCAGUAAAAUUAACUUUAAAAUGAAAAUGAAAACUAAUGUAGUUAUUGUUAUGAUGUGGACCCAUUUAGUGAGUUUUCUGAGAUUGCAAGAGUUAUGAAUGCUAUACUAGUUUCUACGUAUUAUAGGCUCCAUACCAAAGACUUUGAACUGGUUUAGGCUUGCACAAUUACUCCCUCCCUCACACUUUCCCUAACUACUACUUUUGUGCCAAACCAUAGUUUGCUUUUGCACAAACACUGGUAAAUUCUGGUUUGUGCUUAUCCUCCAGACCAGAAUUAAAAGCCAGGAUAAAAGUUUGCAAUGUUUGGAGGGCAAGAACAAGCUAUCAUUUGUUCAUUUCAGAUAUGAUGACAAACUAUGAUUUUCCAUGAAAGGGAUGGUAUUGCAGUGCACAUAUGAAGGAGAGAGCAGCUCGUACACCAACUGAUGAAGUAGCAUAGAUGUAAAACAAGCCUAGGCACAUAACCUGAAGUGGAAGCUUACACUAUAUAAACAUUUCUUAAAGUGAUUUAAUUUCUUAUUUCAGUUCCCUUGCAUAACAAUGUAUUGUUUGGUUAAUGUACACUUCCUAUCACUUACAGUUGUAGUUAAAGACUGAUAAUAUUCCUAAACCUCUUUGCAGAAUACAAGGAUUUCAAAAGCUUCUCAUGGGAGAAAUACUUGGAGGAAACUGGUUCACAGGCAGCCCCAGCAAGAGCUUUUAAACUGGUUGGUCAACAUCUUUUCUAGUUUUAUAUUGGUGAAUCACAACAUUAAAAGCUAUGGUUUUACUUUUGUACAGCUCUUAGUUAUAGGUGGAUGAUUAGGAUGAUGAUGGUUACUGCUGCUGCUAUUUUAUUUUAUUAUAAUUAUUUAUGGAAUAUUGGGUGCAAGGCAAAUUAGAAACCAUGAUCUAGAUAAACUAAGUGGGUUACAUGAAAUGCUUUAAGGUAGCAGUAUUUUUUUUAAAAAAGCUGGUAAAUGGAACUGGCUUUUUGAAUUUUAAGAACCUAAGACGAUCAGCCCAUCUAGUCCAACAUCCUGUUUUCACAGUGACAAAUCAGAUGCCUGUGGGAAGCAUGUGUGCAAGAGCAUUCUGCCUACUGUGAUUGCCAGUAACUGGUAUUCAGGGAAUUCAGAUAUUGUAUUACUUAUAUGAUGUUAGCCACUCUGAGCCCAGCUCCGGCCAGGGAGGGUGGGGUACAAAUAAAAACAAUAUUAUUUAUUUAUUAUAGUGGAGGUAGAACAGGGCCGUCAUGGUUAGUAGCUGUUGGUAGCCCCAAUCCUCCAUGAAUUUGUCUGAUCAUCAUUUGAAGCCAUCCAAGUUGGUGGCCAUCACUGCAUUCCGUGGGAGCAAAUUCCAUAGUUUUAACUUCAGUAAGCCCACAACUUAAUGGGGGUUAGGUUCUGGGGAUAGAGCCUAAAACCAAAACUGCAUACAGUGGUGCCUCAGUUUAUGAACUUAAUCCGUUCUGGAAGUCCUUUCUUAAACCAAAACCGUUCUUAAACCAAGGUGCGCUUUCCCUAAUGACGCCUCCCGCCACCGGUGCCCGUCCACCGUUCGGAUUCUGUUCUUAGACCGAGGUAAAGUUCUGAAACCAAGACACUAUUUCCAGUUUUGUGGAGUUUGUAAAUUAAAUCGUUCUUAAACCAGACUGUUAUUAAACCGAGGUACCACUGUAUAGAAAAUAAAAAUAAAAAUGGGUGCAGUGGUGGGUGGGAUUACUAAAGUUUCUUUCCCCAGACAUCCACCCUCUUUUUAUUUAUUUUUUUAAUUGCCAAGCACAUACAGCUGAGUACACACAAGUUAAAUGCACGAAAGUUGUGAGUGUACUGUAUAUGCUGUGUGAAGGAAGUAUUUUACCUUUAGUCAUAUCGGUACAGAAACAAGUUAACAAAGACAUAUCUCAGCAGCUAAGCAAAAAUUUUAACAUGGAUCAGUUAGACCUAGACUAAUCUAGGCCUUCCAGACUAGAAUUUCUACUCAGAGUUGGGUUAACUUCCAAUUCUAUAUACAGUUACUUGGUAAGCUAAGUGAACAUGUGUUGGAUUGUGAUUUUAAUUGUAGUUACACACCCAGAGGUUGAAGGUGUUGAUUACUUGGUUUGCAGUCAAAAGGAACGCUCCUGGAAACAUGCCUGUGCCUCCUUCACAUAUAACAAUAAACCAUAGUUUAGCAUUAUGGGAACAAGUCAGCUUGAGCUCCACUCUCUUUCAUCUCCGCCCCCAGUAUGUGCCAGAGGACAUUCACUUUCUAACUUAAACUAAUGUCAUUACAUCUGAACCACGCCAAACUACCUCGUUUCAACUUUGGUCUAUUGAAAAACGCCAUUUGCCAGAAACCAUAGUUCGAACUACAGUGGUACCUCAGGUUACAUAUGCUUCAGGUUACAGAUGCUUCAGGUUACAGACUCCACUAACCCAGAAAUAGUGCUUCAGGAUGAGAACAGAAAUUGUGCUCCGGCGGCGCAGCAGCAGUAGGAGGCCCCAUUAGCUAAAGUGGUGCUUCAGGUUAAAAACAGUUUCAGGUUGGUUGGUUGGAUAGAUAGAUACAUACAUACAUACAUACAUACAUACCUCCAGAACUAAGUACUUAACUCGAGGUACCACUGUAACUACAAGUUAGUUCAGAUGUAAGAAAUUGUGGUUAGUUAAACCAGAAAGCAACUUCUUCCAGAGACACUCUGGCAUGCACUGAGGAAGCUGCUGAUGGUGCUGCCCAAGCAAUCUUACUUUUUUAAUGCUAGGCUGUGGUUUAUCAUUACAUCCAGACUGCACCUUUAAAUUAUAUAUGGCUCACCUUACUCUCAGUAAUGCUUGACUGCAUUUGCAAUGCAUUCCUUUACAGCGCCCAGCUCAUGGAUUCCAGCCUAACAUGAAACUAGAAGCUGUAGACAAGAGAAAUCCCAUGUUAAUUAGAGUGGCAACCAUAAUUGAAAAAGAUGACCAUCGGGUCAAGGUAUGUGCAUUCAAAUAAGCCAUGGUGCUACUCUAAGAUUAUGAAAGGAACAUUACAUUUGAGCUUUCAAGAAAGAAAGCAUCUUCAGCAGUAAUAUGACAGCUUGAUCUUAGUCCCCCCAUGAAUUGCAAUGCUCCUGCUCACUAUUGCUGGAUGCUAUUGUAAUGCCACUUAUUCUGGAAUGACAUUUCUGAAUUGAUUUUUCUUCCCCUUGAGCAAUUCUCUGUAUGAAUCUAACAUAAAUUUGCCAUGUUAGAGCUCGCAUACCUUGAGGGUGACUUGCAAUACGAACCUCAACAUCAGGUUAACCUCAUUUUUUUUUAAUGCUGAACGCCUCCACUCACCAUCCUGUAAUGAGUACAUAAACACAUCAACUUUGCAUUCAACUCAUUGUAUAAAAUGGAGGUUUGUCAGAUACAAAGAUUGAAAAUCUCCCUCAGUUCACAGAAUAGGUGAAGCAGCAGCAGAUUUUUCUCAAGUGCUCCUUAGUGGGCUCCUUCAGUUUUUAUUUAUCAGAAUUGGAUUUAAGCUAUAAGAGCCCUCUUGCAAGGUCAAAGCAAUGAUGCUUAUAGACCAGCAUUCUGCCUCUGAAAGUGCCUAAUUCAAGAUGCUCUAGAGGAAGCAUAUAAGAGACUAAGAAACUAAGAGUCUCCAGUUGAGCACCUACUGUGGUUUCAUUAAUAACUAUUGAUAUACCUGUUGACUAUACAUUUGUCGUUUUCCAUUGUUGGAUAUCCACAGUAAUUCUAUUCUGUGUAUCUGUCAAUAAGGUUCUUCUAGUUCUAAUGCUGUAGAUUUUGUGUUAUGGGUAAACAUUCAUUAGAAGUCAAAAGUGAUGCCAUAAACUAUCGGAACCAACAACUUAGAUUUACUGGGUAGUUAGCUUUACCCAGAAUAUUAUUUUUAACCCAGGAAAUUUAGCUUUACUGGGCAGUUUGUAUGGUUCCCCCCCUACUUGGCUGACUGGCUCCAGAAGGCAGUUCUUGGGGUGCAUUUUUUGACUCCAUGAGUUUUCCAGUAUGGAGUCCUGCAGGGGUCAGUCCCAUCCGUCAUGUUUAACAUCUAAGUGGGGUCCUAAAUAGUUUUGGAGCGUGUAAUCAGUAUGCUGAUGACACACAGCUCUAUUUCUUCUUUUCAUCUUCUGCAAGGGAGGCAGUGGACAUGCUGAAUCAGUGCUUGGUUAAGACUGGAUGAGAGCAAAUAAACUGAAACUUAAUCCAGGGAAGACAGGUGCUGUUAAGUGGGUGCUUCCUCUGUCUGGCUGAGUGGUGUGCAACCUGCUCUAGAUGGGAUCACACUCCUUCUGAAAGAGCACGUUCCUAGUUUGGAAGUUGUAUUGGUUGCAUUGCUGUCACUUGAGACACAGGUUGCCUCAGUGGCAGCAUGGCGUUCCUUCCUCCAGCUUAGGCUGGUGGCCUAACUAUGACCCUAUCUGGACAGGGAUAACAUGGCCACAGUAAUCUGCUCUGGUAACCUCAGGAUUGGACUAUUGCAAUGCAUUUUAAACGAGUCUGCCUGUGACAUUUUAUUUACUGGCUUUGUUUGUGUAUUUAUUAACUAUAGGUGUAUACUGCCUUUUUACACAUAUCUUCUCAAAGCGGUUUACAUACUGUUUUAAAUUAGUACAUAAAAUGAUAAAACAGUUUCACAAAUGAUUCAAAAGCAAUUCAGACUUAUUUCCAUGGAGCACAGUGGCGGCUAGUCCUGAUGGUUAUAGCAACCUCCAAGUUCAGUGGCAGUAUGCUGCUGAAUACCAGCUGCUGGGGAGCAAAAACAAAAGAGGGCUUCUGCCUUCAUUUUCUGCUUGUAGACUUCCAGAGGCUCCAGUAGGAAACAGAAUUGUAGACUAGAUGUACCAAAGGUAUGAUUCAGCAGGGCUCUUAUGUUCAAAAAGCACACACCCAGGUAAAUCCCUGGUUGGGGGAGAGUUUCAGUUUUGUCUAAAGCAAAACUAAGGAAGAUCAAAAGACUCUCCAGGGAAUGUAUUCCACAGCUCCAGAGCCACAACCAAAAAGAUUCUGCUCCUGUUAGAAGCUCUUAGAGUUGUUACAAGAAACAUUAUCUUAUGAUAAUGAAAAUGAAAUAAAGAGAGAUGAUGAAGCUGUUAAGAGGUAUGGAUAUGAACAUGCAUAGAAGAAUAAAUAGACUAUGUACGUAAAUGUAGAAGAAAAGAUGAUGUCUAUCUGUAAAUUUUAAAAUGCAAUUAAAAUUAAUUUAAAAAGGGGGAAAAGAAACAUUAUCUUAUGACUUUCAUUCUUUCUUCCUCCAAUAUGGGUUUCCUCCUCUUUAGAUACACUUUGAUGGCUGGGACCACAGUUUUGAUUUCUGGGUUGAUGCUGACAGUCCAGACAUUCACCCCAUGGGCUGGUGUGCAAAAACUGGACAUGCCUUGCAACUCCCACCAGGUGAGACAAAGAAUAAUGUUGUAGUUUCUUUCUCCCCUCCUUACCAAAUUAUUUAAAACAAGACUUUGAAAUCUAUUCCUGAACAAGUUUUGUUUUUCUAGGGACUGCGGACCCAUCAGGGGCAGUAGGACAGGGAUGCCCUACUCCUGGUUGUCAGGGAUUGGGUCAUGUCAGGGGACCCAGAUAUGGAACGCAUUACACGUACGUGUGCCCAAGAGUUAUGGGGUAAUUGCCAGCAGAUUGUAGGGCAAUAUGUACCAGUUGCCCAGCACCUGUUUAUCAAGUAAUGCAGCUUCAGUGAACUACAAAUAUGAAUGCGUGUCUCAGUUAUAAAAUGCUGUGCUUCUAGCUCCCUCUUGUGCUUUGUAUUUGGCUUCACUGACAAGCUUUAUACUGACACCACAGAAAGGUAGCAUCAGAACCUGGCUACAUAUUACAGCUACUCACAUGAGAAGAGGCAGCUCUAGCUGUUUAGAAUCUCAUGGUUUCAUUCCUGAAACUUUGCCAGCAAGAAGGGAAAGUUGGAGUGGCUUGAAGAGGUGUCCUACAACAUUCUCAACCCACCCAGGAGAAAGUUGAGACAAAGGAGCAAAGCUUGGGAAAGGAAUUGUGUUUCAUAGCUGGCUCUGUGUGUGUGUGUGUGUGUGUGUGUGUGUGUGUGUGCGUGUGUUUAGGAUUUCCAGUGUUUGUUGGGCAAAAAGCCAUUAAAUUGCUUCUCCCCAAUAAACUCUGUAAGAUUUAAAAAUUAAUAAGGCAAAGUCAGUAAGGCAAGGCAGGACUUUAAGCAAGGAGCUGUUUCUACUACUUUGACUCAUUGACACUCUCAUAAGUCUUUCUAAACAUGAAACUAAAACCAAUCUGUGCAAUGGGAUUCUUGCCAUUAAAAUAGCUGACUGCACAUAUAGGCUCUGGCGGGAUACAUGUUGCACAACCCAGGUGCAGCACUAAAAAAGCACAAGAUUACAUGGACUCCUCUGCUUUGCAUCUUGCUUUCUGCGUAAUAUUUCCUACAUAAAAAAGAGAAGAUUCAUAGCCUACUUUCUCAUGAAUUUCGGGAUUCUUAAAGACCUCCAGAGUGCUCCUUUCUGUUCUGUGCCACUAAGCUGGUGCGGGAUUGCAUAUUAGAAUGUUCCCCCAUGUUAAAAACUCCUAGAUUGUAAAAAGGUAGCAUAUUGGGAUAAGGAGAUUGUUUUUUCCUUCCUCCAGCCUUCUCCCUUGAUGUGCUAACUGGCCGUUUAGAGGAAGCUCUUUAUGUAGGGGAACAAACAUGAUGCAUAUGUUUUGCGGAGUGACAGUAUUGUUGUUUUGUUGGUUUUAGUUAUUUUGAAUUUUUAUCCCCCCUCCACAGCAAAGCUUUCUGAGUGGAAUUACAUUAAAAACCAUUUGAAAUAAAAAAAAGUUUUCACCUGUCACCUGAAAUCCAGAAUGGAAGGUGUAAGUGAACUUUCUUGGACAGAUAGUUUCAUGGCUGAUACAUAUAUACUGUCCUUUAAUCCAAAGACCUCAGAGUGAGGGACAAUUAACCUUCAGUAAAUAAUGGUACCAAUAAAAAUCAGGAUACAUAAACCAGCAGUAAAACAACCAGAUUGGCAUAAAAUCAAUCACACUUCCCAAAUGCCUUUGUGAAAAGACACGCUUUAAGCUGGCAUCUGAAUAACAUCAACAUAAAUGUUUGUCAAAUCUUAAGGUGGAUGAGAUUCCAGAUAUGGGAAGAGGUGUUUGUUCAGAUAGGCAAAAACUUGUGUUUAUAUUAUUUCAUUUCAUUUUUGAGGGAGGCAAAGCUUGAUUUACAGGAAGGAGAAAGAAACUUGUGUUUAAAGGUCAGAAUCAUUUGGGGUGGGGGUGGGGAAGAGUAACCAACCUAAGUUUUCUCAGACCUGUAUAAUAUGGUCCCAGUGUCCAGAACAAGUGAUGCAAUUCUAUUGGAAGACUAGGUUGGCCUUGAGAAUCUUAGCCAUUGAAAAGGCCGCCGAAAUGUAGGCAUUUUUUAGCAGUUGCCUUUCUGUGUUUGUGCCAGCUCACAUCCCCACCUGCUCCUUUUGCUUCCUUCUUUAAUUUGUGUGUUUAUUUUUAUUUUUAUUUCUUUAUUUGUAAAAUUAUUUAUAUUCCACCUUUUGGGGCACAGCCCAUCAAAGGUGGCUCACAAUAUCAUAAACUGAUGAUUAAAUACAGCGGCUGAAAACAUGGACAAAGGCAGCAGCAUUAACAAUCAUUACAAAAGUGGUUAAAACAAAGGCUAAAAAACAACUAUGCAGAGCUACAUUUUGAAACAGCUCCAAAGCAAAAGCCUUUAGGAAAAGGCAGUUAUAAAAAAAUGGGUGUUGGGUUUUUUUUUAAAAAAGACUUGUUCUUUACAUUAAGUCACUCUUCUCUUGAGCUGACCCACCUUACCCCCUGCCUCUGGCUAGCUUUUUAUGUGCCCUGUUUCCUGAAUUCUGGGCAAGAUUUUACUUUCAUUCAUGUUGCCCCAAGCUCAUUCAGCUACUCGGUGUUGUUGAAGAGCAGUCAUUUUGGCAGCUGAUGUCCUUCCCUCCUCCUUUCACUGAAAACUGCAUCUCUCUGCAGAAUUUCUGUUUUAGCCUGUGGCUGCUAAGCAUUUACUUCCCAGGAGCCUUUAUCUUACAUGCCUGCCAUUUGUUGCUCUUGCAGAGUUGCUGUAUUAUACUGCUUUGCUAGUUAGUAUAGGCCUCGGAGGGAGAAGGUGGAACAAUUGGGUUGCAUAAUAUUUUUCUUGUGGAAACAUUUUUCUGCUUUUGAUGUAGAUUAGUUGGCUGCCCAUAUUCUGAAAUCAAUCGCAGCAGGGAGAGUUCUUUACAAGAUCGUCUUGGUGGAGAAAAACCUUCACCCAGUGCUAGUGUUCAGAAGCCCAAGAAACCUGAGACUUCUGCAAGACUUACAGACCUUCAGGAAGACUCUCCACAGUCCAGGUGAAGUUUUAAACUAAACCUUAAGGCCUACUAUAAUAUUGGGCACAUUUAUUAAGCUACUCUUACACUGGUCUUGCUUUCCACUUGCCCCAGACUCUCCAGAGAAGCUUGCCUGGUGCCAAUAUUGUGAUCUUUUUGGUGCCAGGCAAAGAUGUCCCUGUUCUCUCAGGCACUUGAACAAUGAUACUGUGUUGGUUUUGUGGCCUUUUCCUAACAGCAGUUGUUGUUAACCCUGUUGCUGGGUGGGGAAAGAUUCUUGUUUUGUGACUGAUUUUGGUGGGGAACCUUUUUGUGUAUUUUUAAUUGCCCCACAGAACUUAAUUAGAUUCACUGACAGCUCAGCCAGUCCUAUCUGCAUCACCACAUCCUAUCCUGAGGACUUUGCCAGGCUUUAUCUGCACAAUCACAACCCUUAAUUUGUGAGGAUUUGCCCUGAGUUCUAAUUCAUGGCUAGUUGGGAGUGUUGGGAAGUGGUUUUUAUAGACAUAAAUAUUGUAUUCUUAGUAGAAAAUCAUCCACACAAGAUGGGGAGAGAUCGGGACGGAGCAGUGUCCACAGUCUUUCUGAGCAGUCUGAGACCAGCCAAGAGAAGGACUCAGUGGAAGGGGAAUCAUCUGCUGUUACUAAAAUCAAAUCAAAAGGGUAAGCAAAGCUGUUCAACUUGUUAAACCUACUCCCAAUAAAGUUUCCCACUUGGACCAUUUAGUUUUGAAGUGAAGGAAAAAUGUUGGGAUACUGAUUACAGAUGCAAGGGUAGCUUUCAAGGAGAAUUAAACAAAUUCAUGGAGUAUCAAUAAAUGUACCUGAACAAUUCGAAAAUCAGUUAAAAGUGACUGAGUCAAUUUCCAAACCAUUUUUUUUACAUUACAGUUGAGUGAUCCUCAACUGGCAUUGGACCCAACAAUUUCUAUUCCAAAGGGGUUAGCGGCCUGUGGCAGCAUAAACUUAAAAAGGUUUAAAGGGUAAAUUGUAUUGUGACAUAAGCAUUUGUGAAUCAGAGCUCAUUUUAUCAAAUGCUGGCUAAACAUGCUACAAAAAAUAUUUUGAAGCCUUUUAUUCAGCUCCGUGAUUUAAGCGUUCUUUGGAGAAGCAUUUCUGUCUCUUCUGUAUAAUUGUUUGCCUUACUGCCCAAAUCUGUGUUUUCAGGAUUGGUUGCUCACGUAGCUAUAUACAGCUCCAGCUAGUGAAGCAGGAGGCUGAUGGAAGAGGUUAGUUAAUUUUGUGUUUGUGCUUUUUAAAACCAUUGAAACAAUUGUGGAUUUACUGGAAAUUUGGUCAUGAAAAUUAUAUAUUUUGCUAAAUGGGUGGUUUCAAUGAUAAGGUGAAACUAUUUGUUUUGAUGCUUGCUGCCGCUUACAUUUCUCCCACCUCUUUUCUUCUGGCAAACCUGUUAAAAUGAAUGUUCAUUGUUUCUGCAGAGAUCGGAUUACUCAUUGGAGAGCCAUAAGUGUUCCAUCUCUUUCCACUGACCACUGGUCAAUAUAACAGAAAAAUCUACAAUCCAUAUAAAAAAGUGAGGGCCCACAACAAAAAAGUAGUGUAUCCCCAGCCCGUAAUUGCUCAUCUUCUAGCAAGCUUAUAGCACUAGCUCACAGAGGAGAGGUUUCAGGAAGUGGGAAAGGAAGAGGUUGUAGCUCCCCCCCUCCUUUCUCACCCUUCCAAAAACUUCAACCACUUGUGCUGUAACAGCACCAAACAGCUUUAUUGUUAUGUAUUGGGGGGAGGAGUCAUGUUGUUUCCCUAACAACCUCCUUGUAAAAUGCAGGGAAGGGAGUUGUACAAUCUCAUCAUAAGCAGCCCCUUUGAGCCCUAGUAUUCCUCAAUCAUUUUUAAACUAGGGGAGGAGUAAGAACACAUCAUUUCGCAGACUGUUCAGUCCUUGCUCUCUUAUAAGCAGUAUAUCUUAGUUAUUUGAAAAUGCCACUAGAUGUCACUACAGACCUUUACAAUAACCAUGACUUAAAAGGUCCUGGUGUUUUGAAAUACCUUUCUUUUUGUGUAUGUGUCCCGGUGGAGGAGGGGGAGCGGCAAACAUAAUUAGCUAAUGUUGUUAACCCAAUAAAUCAUGCUAAUGUUGUUAAUCAAAGAAAUUGUGUCAUGCGAUGUUAAUCAGUGGCUCCAGUAUAUGCUGCAUAGAUAGCCACAAAUCUUUACUGCACCAUGACACAGCAAUAAUCAGAUGAUCUUCUAUAUAUGAGAGGGAUAGAGAGGCAGGCAGGCGGGAGAUGUUUUCUUGUUCUUAAUGCCUCUAUUGUUUGACAAAUGGAGACUGAUACUAACGUCUGGAAGGAACUGCCAACCUUCCUGACCUUGGAGUCAUCUCUCCAGGGAUGUGACCAGUGCUUGUCAUUAUCUUGUAUGCAGAGUGCUCUGAACAGUAACUGUAAGCUGGAAUGGUGCCAUUAAUUUCCAUCUGAAGAUGCAGUUACCCAACCUCCUCCUCCUUGGCAAUCCCUCCUGUGUUAGCAUCGGGGCAUCUCUUCCCUGAGAGCAUGUGUAACAGCACAGGGCUUUCUUCUUUACCUUUUUCGGGAGGGAUGCUCUGAGCACAUCCAGCCCUGCACUUCUAAAUUGCACCUGAACAAGGACUGACUCAUCUUCUUUCCUUCCCUGCCCUCCCUCUUCCCAGACACAGCAUUUGCUCUGCAGCAGGCCCUCCACCAGUCUGUCUUCAUGCCUUCCCUUUCUGCAAACCCUACCCACCGCCUCCAUCUCUGCUGGGAGCAACACUGCAAGCUGCUGCCGGAGGUCUCUGGCCUCACCGCCAAGAAUGUGGCCAAAUGGAGUGUUGAAGAGGUGAGUUGUGCUUCCUGAUCCCCCCCCCCCCGUCUAAUUGGAAAGCAUUUUUAAUAUAGUGGUAGUGAUUCUUUUCUUCCUCUGCUUUACAGCUGUGGCUAAUUCAGAACUUUAGAUCAAGACACAUAGAUUUGCACGGAUCCUUCCUUGUGCAGCCAUGCCACUUUUACCAGCUGCCCCCUUUGGGGCCUCUUUCGACAAUGGCCUUUUCUGUGCUUGUCUGCUGCUGACUCACUUUACAUUGCAAUUGUCCUGCGCAUGCUUGCAUGACUGUGGCACAGAAUACCCCCACAGUUUGCAUGAUUGCUGACAGACAGACCCAUUCUGUUGAGACUAUGGGUUUACAGUCAAAACUAACGUUGUGCUUUGCUGCAAGCCAAUAUGUUUCCCCUGCAGUCAGGGAUUGAGUGACACAGCAUAUCUGAGCCGUGCGCUGUACAUUUGCACCAGUUGCCUUGGGAGUUAGCAAUCGCUAUACCACAGGCUGAAAGUGGUAAAGAGUGGUUUUGUUUGAGCUGAUUUGAGUGGGUAGAUGAAAGUCCAUUUGGUUUGACGGUCACUUGGCCCUAUUUUGAAAAUGUAUAAAUUAUACUUUUUUCAAGGGUUAUGCUUCACAGUAGUUGCAGUAGUUGUUCCUGUAAAAUUUAUUCAUUUAUGCUUCAAAAUUUGGAGAUGUUUGAUAUCAUGAAAGACUGACACUUCAAAAGUUUGAGCCAAAUGUUACUACUUUAUCAUUAACAUGUUGUUAUGAUUAUUAUUUUGAUUAAUACAAAUAUAUGAAGCCAUCUUAUACUGGUCUUGUUUUGAUAUAAUAAUAUGAUUUGCCAUUACAUGAAUGAGACUCGAGCUCACACAUUCACCUUUCUUGCUCCAGCAAGGCCAUGAGGAGGAGAUAUAAAGCUUUCAUAGAAACAUAAAAUUGCAGAGUUUGAAGGGGUCCCAAGGGUCAUCCAAACCAACCUCCUGCAAUGCAGGAAUCCUGCCCACAGUCAUCCCUGGGUGGGCUCGAACCACCAAACUUCUGGUUAACAGCCAGAGGCACUGACCCAUUGUGCCACAUUCAGUAUUAUGCCAUACCCUCCAGAUGCUGUUGUGCUGCACCUUUUAUUGUCCCUGACUAUUGGCCAUGCUGUCUGGGGCUGAUGGGAAUUAGAGUCCAAUGCUUGGAGGGCACCAUGUUGGUCACCCCUGGGCUUUAACUAUGAUUUAUUAAAACAAACCAAAUGAGUAUACUCUUGAUUGCCAUAGUUCUCCUUCCUAGGCCAGAGAGAAAUUGAUGUGAAUAUCCCUCUCAGUCCUUUUUAGCCAAAGAGAGGCAGCUGCAGUAGAACUGUAGCUUUCAUUCUGGCCUAAGCCAGAAUACAUCAGUCGGUCAAGCAUUGCAAAAAUAUAGAACUCCAGAUACAGUUUGCUUCAUAGUUACAUAGUGGUCCUUAUUCUGGCCUGGAGAAAGAGAGUGAGGUGACUGGAGCUUGAAAUAUUUCGAUUGGGAGGAGAUUACUUCUUUGCAUAGGGUACAGUCAUAGUUAAACUGUGGAACUCACUCCCGCAGGAGGCAGUGAUGGUACUUGGAUGGCAUUAAAAGAGGAUUAGGCAGGUUCAUGGAGGAUGAGGCUAGCAAUGUUGGCUAUGCUCUGCCUCCACAGUUCAAGGCAGUAAUGUUUCGGAAUAGCAGUUGCUGGAAGCCACAGGAGGCAAGUGUGCUCUUGGACUCAGACCCUGCCUGCAGGUUUCCCCCAAGCAUUUGGUUGGCCACUGUGAGAGUAGGAUGCUAAUUGAGGGCCAUUGGCCUGAUCCAGCAGUUUCUUGAGUUGUUAUGAGGGGGGAACACUUGCUUGUCCAACUUAAAGCCUCCUCGACUAGUUUGACUUCUGAAGGAGAAAAGCUAUGUAUUCAGAAUACAGCUCUUGAGACAACACUGUAAAAUAGUUGAGCUCUUUUUAAAAUUGCUGAUCAAACAAUUCUUAACGAUAAUAUUCUUUCUGCCCACCAUGCUCCUUUAAUCCAGUUAAACUCUGUAAUUGCAGGGGGAGAAUAUUAAACCCGCUAUCAUGCUUCAUUUAUUUUCUUCACCUUAAAUAUCCUUGAGUUUAUCUGUAUUUUGGAGAAGAACAUCUCAUUCCAAUUUCAAAAUCCUGGCUGUAGAACUCCUACUUAGUGGGUCUGACUGCACAGACAUUCCCUAGCCAAUCAUCAUCCUAGGAUAGGAAGUGAAAUUUAUUGGUAUGUGGCACUUAAUUUGCUUAUCACAAAUGCUGUAAGCUCAGAAGGAACAGCACUGUGAAAUCAUUGGGGAACUGCCCAACUUGCAUUUUGAUCUUAUGCAUGUUUUCUCAGAUGAAAGCCUCACUAGGUUCAAUGGGGCUUUCUCCCAAGUAAGAGGCAAAGGCUGCAGUUCUGUGCUCAUUAGUAUUUGAAUACCGAAUGUGUCAUAGUGGUAGUGGAAGCAGCAGUGCUUCUGAAUAUCAGUUGCUGGAAACCACAGGGGGCAGAGUGCUGUGUGUUCAAAUCCUGCUUACAGGUUUCCCACAUGCAUCUGGUGGGAAACCUGUAAGCAGGAUGCUAGACUUGAUUGGCUGUUGGCCUGAUCCAGCAGCCUCUUCUUGUGUUCUGAACUUUGUUUAUGAACUUAAAAUUGGAACAAGGAACCCAUAGCCUCUGUUAAAAAAAAAGGGGGGGGGAGGCCUCCAGCAUUAAGUAGUAAUACUAAUGAAACCAAAGAGGACAUUUUAAAUUUAAUUUUAGGAAAUUGCUGCAGAAGUAGGAGUGUUUCUCCUUCAUUGCAAAAUCUCAAGGAAAGCCUCGUUCUGAAUAAUCUUUACCCUCUAGUGAGAACCUAUCAUUUGAGUGUUGAUUAUUUCUCAAAUGCUUCUUAAAAUGUUUUCUAAAUGUAACUGGCUGGGAGGGUGAUUUUGUAUCAUGUGUGACAGUUUUAUCUCCCUUUUCGUUAAUCCCGCAGAAGAAAUUAAUACAUGGAUGGGAAUCCUGUCCAAAGCUUAGCAAGGCUGGUUCCUCUUUGCAGAAUUUCAAAACAGUGUCAAAUCCUACUUUCUUUUGUGCAUUUUUUUUUACUGCAAACACACACAGUUUAAAGCGUUUGCUGGGUGAACUGAGGGUCUUUUACAAUAGUGGCACCAUCUGCAGUGCAAUGGGAUGUGUUUAACAAUGUCCAAAUUCCUAGGUUUCACCUCCCCAUAUCUUAAUGGAGCAUAUGAUGGAAAUUACCCUUAGCAGUAUCCAUUGGAAUUUAAUCUGAUCUUGCCCCCUACCAGCUAGGAGCAACUUUUCAUUUCUAUCCCUUCUUUUCCCUACAUGGGCCUCCUCCUGGGACCAUUCUUUAUUCUCUUGUGCAUGUUCCCAUUCAUACAAGAAAGGCUGGGGCAACUUUUGAUACAGCCCUUGAGAAGGUGCUGUAACUCAAUGGCAGAGCACACGCCUUGCAUGCAGAACAUCCCAUAUUUAAUCCCUGGCAUUUCUAGUUUAAAAUGUUCAGGUUGUAGGUGGUAUUAGAGACCCCUGCAGGAGUCUCUCGAGAGUCUUCGUUAGUCACAGUAAGCUGUACUGUUCUUACUGGAUAAACAGUCUGACCUGGUGUAAGGCAGCUUCCUGUGCUCAAUAAUCUCAUGUUGUUGUCAUUAAUGUAUCAGCCAGAGUUGCAGGUUUUUACUAUAUCUUAGAGUGAGACCUGCUUUCUGGCAUAGGCUAAUUCUUGUAAUGCCAACAUAAGGAUAUGCAUAAUAAACUAGGAAGGAUCUUAUGCAAAGAAACAUAAGAGAGGAAUUUAUAUUCAUAUCGGCAGUAUACUUUUCUUAUGCAAGCUGAGAGGCAAGGAGUUAGAUAACCUAUGGUAUAUAAAGGAAGAAAUUGUUUCUGACAGUGUCCCUUGUUACUAUUUGUCCUUUGGUAUUGGUGAUAGGAAUGUCACAUCUGUAACAGCUCAAGGUCUGUAUAAUAGAGUAAAUCCCUUCAGGGAACAUGAGGUUACUGAAAAAUUGCCGGAUCAGAGCAUGUUUUAUUUUGGGGAGAGCUAUACAGGUUGAGAGUUGUAGUAAAAUUUAUACACUCCUUCCAUUUUCUCCCAUCUUCUGUCUCUUAGGCCCCAGACCACUGUGAAGAUAGCCUGGCCUACACAUGCAACAGAAUGAGCCGGUAGAAUACAUUCUACUGUUACUCACCAAAGGUGCGGGGGGGGGGGGUGACACUUUUGUAUGCCCCCCCAUGAAAAGCUUUCAGAAAGAAAAUUAGCAAAGCAGGGAGUGGAUUAGGUUAAAAGCUUUGUCCUUGAUUAUUUUAAAUAUUGUCUACAGGGAGGUUUUUUCCAAAUGGGGAGCACUCAAAAAUGGAAUCCCAUGCCCCCUCAUCUGCAACUUGAAGUGGUUAAGUCCAUUCAGCUACCUCAGGACCCUACCUCAUUCUGCUGUAUGUGUAAGGCGAGCUGAUUAUUCCUGGAUUGAUAAGGCUUCGUUGCUUCAAAUUCAGUAUUUGUUUUUAAACUCAUCCUCAUGUUGUUUCUCUUUGUGUUGCAGCUAAUCUGCAUCUAUAGGUAUCUGUAGUCCAAUAUAUGUGUCCCUGCAUCCUCUGCCAGAAAGCAAAGGAUCCAGGAGUACAUCUCUUUGACCGCAUGCUGCUUUUCUGGUGUGCACCCAUGCACAAUUGAGUUGGCCCUAAGUUUGUCUACCUUCAAGGCUUCUCUUUCCUUCGUGCUUGCUACGCUUCUUGUCUGUGCUAUAUUACUGUACAUAUCUACGUCAAACCUUAUAUCAACUCCAGUGUUGUUUUGGUUAGAUACAAAGAAAGAAAAAUCUUAAUGUUUGCAAUAUUUUGUUCGAAUGAAUGAAAAGUUGUUUUUUCAGACAGGACUUCUUUUAUUAUUAGGUUGCUGGACAGCCCUUUAAUAAUUCUGUCUGUUAUUUCCCACACUUCAUUAGGUGGCUGGAUUUGUCCAGCGUCUUCCUGGCUGCAAGGAUCAGGCUGCUCUCUUCCGACAAGAGGUAAUCCAGUGCUGUCUAUGUAAUGCUAAUGGCAGGCUACAUCAUCUUGCUAUCUGUUCCAUUUGGAUAAUUUGUGGCACUUGGAGGGGGAUAUUGAGAAGAAGAAAAUCAAAACAAUGCACCAAAGUUAGCCACAAGCCACAUCAAGUUCUGAGAAAAUUCUCAUUCCAUAAAUGCUUUGUAUUGUGGAAAUUAAGUAGAUUUGCAUAUUCUGGUCUUUCUAUGUAAUUCUGCUUUCUUAGUCAUUGGAGGAAGAUGUGAUAUAGAGCAGGGCUAGCUAACUUUAUGCCAUUCCAAAGCUGGGGGACUAUACCUCCCACCAUCCCUGAACUAUGCUAGCAGGGACUAAUGGGAGUUGGAGUCCAACAGCAUGUUAGUGAGUACUGGCACCUUUCUUUCUAGAAGAAAAGCACUGCUCAUUUGGCAUGUACUGGACAGGUUUCUGAUCAGGCUGAAAUUAAACCAAAUUGAAGAAAUAUCCUCUCUGCGAGACUUUGGCUAAGAAAAAGAUGUUGGUGACAGAAUUGCUGAAAUCUGCUUUAAUAGUCCAUUAGCAGCAGUUGAGCUGCCCAGACACACCAUAUUUAGGUACAUAAUUCUAGAGAUGGUAGCCUGUUGUGCUUUUAUUUUAAUUUUUAUUUACUAAAUGGCCAUAGUUGAUGUGAGAACAAAUUGUGCAAGCUAUGUAAAAAGGUAGCCAAGUAGAUUGGGUAAAGCUGCUAGCGAUCUGCAGCCAGAGAAUUAUGCCUGUAUGCGGGCCAACAGUCUGAAGAGAUCUUUCUGAAACUGAAUAGCUUGGUAGUAGUUAGAACUGAAAGGAAUGAAAGAAUCCAAAAGUUUUCUGCAGUGUUUUCUUAAUAUGAGUAGAACUUGAUCAAACAUUCAUUCUUUGUUUCUGAACACACACAUUUUCAUAGAAUCAUAGAAUUGUGAAGUUGGAAGGGAUCCCAGGGGUCAUCUAGUCCAACCCCCUGCAAUGCAGGAAUCUCAGCUAAAGCAUCCAUGACAGAUGGCCAUCCAACCUCUGCUUAAAAACCUCCAAGGGAGGAGAGUCCACAACCCCCUGAGGGAGACCAUUUCACUGUCGAACCACUCUUAUUGUCAGAAAGUUUUUCUGUGUGUUUAGUCGGAAUCUCCUUUCUUGUAACUUGAAGCCAUUGGUUCAAGCCCUACCCUCCAGAACAGGAGAAAACAAACUAGUUCCCACUUCCAUGUGGUAGCCCUUGAGAUAUUUAAACAUGGCUAUCAUAUCUCCUCUCAGUCUCCUCUUUUCCAGGCUAAACAUACCCAGCUCCUUCGGCCUUUCCAUACGCUUGAUCAUCUUGGUUGCCCUCCUCUGUACGCGUUCCAGCUUGUCAACAUCCUUCAUAAAUUGUGGUGCCCACAAUUCUAGAAACCAGGGAGCUGGACUAUUAAGUGACUUGGAUAGUGUGGAUAGAGUGGACAGAGAACUUUCUGACUCCUGGGCUGAAGCCUUUGAUGCCCAGCUGUACUGUACAAUUAAAUUAGCAUCCUAUUUAGCUGAUUACUAGUUUCCAACUUUUAAUGCAAGUCAAAACUUUUUCAUCGAUCUGUUCAAAGCUUUAAUCCUCUUUAAAUAAAUUAGCAUAAGCUAUCAUUUGAGGGGCAUUAAGCUCUUGACCUUCAUCAUAUUGAGCUGCAGUAAAAUUUCACUGUGUGUGUUGGGCAAUGAUUGUAUGGAUACUUAUUUUUAUAUUACUGUUUUAUAUAAGCUCUUAUAUAAAGAAUUUUCAUUGCUACUCUUCAAAGUCUUUACAGUGGGUAUUUUUUUUUCAUUUCCUCAGUAUCAUUUGCAUCUUCCCAUCUUUCCCACAUAUAGAUGGAAAGUUGAGCUGGCAACUUAAAAUAUGUAUUCGUACUCGAUCCUGCUCAACUAAACCCCAAUCGCACACUGCCAACUUUAAAUUUGCAGUCUUUGAAUGCAACUAUUCAUAGUCUGUGUAUUAAAAGAAAGAAUUGCUGAAGAUGUUAUUCUGUUGUACCUCUCUAAUCAUUCUCUUUUGGGUAUCUAACCUGUCCUCAUUCCACCAGGGCAAGCUGCAGCCCGAUGGUAGUUAAACUACACUGGUGCUUCUGUUGGUGGAAGACUAGUCACUGUUCUGUGCUUCCUGAGCAACACUUCAACAGCACAUUAGCAACAUGCUGGGCUUAUAUAGCUCAGUUGGUAGAGCAUGAGACUCUACCAGGGAGUUGCACCAGAUGACCCUCAUGGUCCCUUUCAACUCUACAAUUCUAUGAUUCUAACAUUACAAACCAGUCAUUUGUUUUGUUGUAAGCAAUAGCCUUCAAAAUAUAGCAUCAAACACACAAAACAUGCAUUAUUUAGUAACAGCAGAUAAAAACUAACCACACUGGAGAAGAAAAAUGACAGGUCUUGGGUAUUCUUCCUAUCACCCCCACUGUCUACUACAUUCCUGUCUACAAAGCUCCUUCUAAGUUUAGCCACUGAAACCGCAAACAAAGCUGCUUUGAAAAUUAUGCAUUUGUCUACAUCAUUUAACAAAUAUGUAAACUUAACACUCCAAUGGUCAGCCUAUUAUUCUGGCCAGAAAAUGGAUCCAGCAAUUCCUUACUAGGAGUGAUUUAGGAACAAAACAGUCCAUACAUGAACGGGCUCCUCAAUAGCUGCUGCCUAAAAGGGCAAAGCUUUCCUUCACAAGUAGGGUUGCCAUACAUCCGGGAUUUGGCUGUCGGAAACAGUAUCUGGUCAGAAAUCAUUUAAAUGUCCAGGAAAAUCCUGAUGUAUGGCAACCCAUGUCGGAAGUGUAGAUUUUGGUGAGUUUCCUUAAAAAUAGCUCAAAAACUUCUUUUUUGAGAUCUUGCAAAAGAAAAGAAAGCUCAACUGCAUGCACAAGGCACAUCACAUUUCUGCCUUAACAAUUGAAGAUUCCAUAGUUUGCAUUUGAAAAGAGAGAGAGAAGACUUUUAAAAAUAACACUACAAGAAGGACAAAUAUAGCAAAAGUAGCAACCAUUUCCCUGGACUCCUAAGCAAUUGUACAACCACUGACAAUUCAUAAUACAGUGGUACCUCGGGUUACAUACGCUUCAGGUUACACACUCCGCUAACCCAGAAAUAGUGCUUCAGGUUAAGAACUUUGCUUCAGGAUAAGAACAGAAAUCGGGCUCUGGCGGUGCGGCGGCAGCAGGAGGCCCCAUUAGCUAAAGUGGUGCUUCAGGUUAAGAACAGUUUCAGGUUAAGAACAGACCUCCGGAACAAAUUAAGUACUUAACCCGAGGUACCACUGUACAGUAGUACUUCUGGUUGCGGACGGGAUCCGUUCCAGAGCUCUGGUCGAAUCCCCGAGGUUUCCGCUACCGGAGGGACCGCUUCUGCACAAGCACGUGUGGCAAAAACCCAGAAAUAUACUUCUGGGUUUGCCACUUACGUGUCCCGAAGUUUACGUAAGAGGAGGUACGGCUGUAUGUCUCAUGGAUAACGUUCCUAUCAACUCUACAUAGAAACCACCAAUCAGCAUCACAAAUGUAGAGCGUUAGCAGCACAUGUACUAAGGUUGAAACAGGGUUGUUCAUCUGUGAAAUAUUGUUUCCUCAUGUGGGUUGUUCCUCCCACUUGCUCUGGGGCAUGAAAAUUAGAAGAUUUUAUCCCUUCCACUAGAAAGCAGCCCUCUCCAUUUCUGAAUGCUGGCAGAACUUGAGGUGAACUCUGCUUUUCGUUUCUUUUCAAUGCGGAUAGAAGUCCCACCCCCCCAUUCCCCCUCCUAUUUCCCCUGCUAGGUCCAACCAUGGUCUGUCAGGAAAGCAAGGGGGUUAUUGUUUAGGAGUAGUAACAGACAUACCACCCAGUCACCUCAAUGCAACACAGCCAAGUGGGGUGUGUAGUGAGGCACCUCUAAAGAGAAUUUUGGGUGACCCCAUGUACAACCACCUUAAAGUUAGCAUAGUAAUUUAGGGAUGGGGAACCUUGGGCUUGGGGGCCAAAUGCAAGGACUCUUCCCAUGCUUCUGGCUUGCCUGGAUGGAGGAGAGAGGAGUGUGUUUAAAGCUAGCCUACUAUACAGAGGUAAAUUUAAUAUUCAUUGCUCUGUCCACUUUAGCCUCUGGCCUGCCCACCACUGGUAUAUCACCCCUGGAAGGUUGCCCAGAAAGCAUUGUGCAGCCCUCAGGCUGAAAAUAGUUCACUGCCCCUUGCAGUAAGGGAAGGACCUUGAGACUGUUUCAGCAUAUACCAUAUAUAUAAUGAAGCACCAUUUCUCUGUUGAACUGUAAAGUACAAAAGCUUCUCAGACAUUGGUUCUGUUCUUACCAAGCAAUGUAUGAAGCUCCCUUAAACAGGGUGGACCUAUUGGUGCAUCCAGCCCAAUCUUGUCUGCUUUGACUAACAACUGCUUUCGGGUCUCCGAUAUAUAGAGUUCUUCCCCAGCUCCUGCUUCAGCUGCUUUUGACUGGGGAUGCCAGGAAUUGAAUGUGAGACCUAUGGUGUGAAGGAUGCUUGGACACUUCCCCACCACAAGAACUUUUUAAAGUAGCCAUUUCUAUUCAGGCGCUUAGAGUCUAUAACCCUGUCCUCCCUUACAGAAAGCGGCCACCUGCAAAAGAUCUGAAGUACACUAAAGGAUACUGCUUGGAAAAAGCUUACCAAGGGUGUAAUUGAUUAUCCUAUCAAAUGCCGUUCUUAGUGCCCUUCCCAUGCUGUGUUAAUUUUAAGCAUAUGGAAGCUGGAUUGUCCCAGCUGUAAUAUUGACUUUCUUUUUAUUUUUCCACCCACCAGCAGAUCGAUGGUGAAGCCUUCCUUCUCCUGAACCAGUCAGACAUUGUUAAAAUUCUGAGUAUCAAGCUGGGGCCAGCACUUAAAAUAUACAAUGCCAUCCUCAUGUUCAAGACUGCGGAAGAAGACUGAAGCAGCCCCUCCAGGACCAGUCUGAGCCAGGAGAUCAGAGCUGGGAAAGGCCUUCAAAGAACAACUCAGCAGCAGAGAUCCAUGUUACUGAAUAUUGAGCAGGUCGGGACCUUGGAAAGGCAGUGGUCUAAUUGCAUUUCAGACUCUGGAACCUGCUGAAAGGAUCCCAAAGAAGUACAAUCCCUUCUGCCACUUGGAAUGGAUUUAGUGGCUUCCCUUCUAGGAAGAGAUUAUUAAUUGUGUGUUUUUUUCUAAUUGAAUAUGGGUAUGGUUAAAUUGAUCUUUUGUGAAGAUCUUGAUGAUGCCUCCAGUUAUAAGAGGAAUCCCGGGUAUUGCUAUUGGUGGGGAGCCAAACUGACUAACCUGUUGAUAGUGCCUAAAAGAGAAUCCAAGUUAUCACUGACGUCCAUGACGACUUCUUUGUGUGCAGAACUUGGGGAUAGGCUUUAAGGGAACAAGGAAAGAGACAGAUUCUUCAAAGCACUGCUGUUGAAAUCCUCAUCAAACAUCUGUGCUUUUUUCCAAACUAGUUUUGAAUUUUUAUUCUCUUUCAGCUAUUCAAGCACUGGCAAUUAUUAUUUUGGUCUAGCAGGAUUUGGCAGGGAGUAAGGAGUGCCAGGAAUGAAGUCUGACUCCAUACCAUUGAUUAUCAAGCUAUUAUACCUGCACUUCAAGCUGUGCAAUUGCAGAGGUUAAGAGAUGAAAUGAAGAUAGGUCUAAUAAAGGCUAUUGGGAGAUUGUUCCAACAAAAGAUAAGUCAAUCACUUGGGUGGAGGGCUCCCCUAAUUGAACUGUAGGAAAACCUCUGGAGAGCCAUAACGAAACUACUAGAGUAUGUUUUAAAUUUUUCCAUCUCCCUGUGGUUCAGUGCAAGGAAAGUUUAGGGAUGGCACAUCCCUCUCUGUAGUGAUCUUUCUGAGGCAAGAAUUGUUGGAAAGAAUCUGGAAUCCCCACUCUGAAGCCUUUUGUUUUGAAAGCACAGUGGGUUAAUAAACAGGAGUAUGUAGUGUGGACCACUUAAGCACAAAGGAGCCAAACGUACAAGCUACUAAGGACUGCUGCCUCGCAUCCUCCAUUCAGUUCAGUAGUAGUCUUGGACUUUAGAAUGAUAUCUGCAUGCUUUGCUGUGCAGCAGACCAAUCUCUGGGAGCUUUUGCUGAAAUGCACAGGACCAUAUGGGUAGAUGAAAAAAUAGGCGGGGGGGGGAUGCAAGGUGCCAAAAGAAUAUUAAAAGAGAGCAAUUUGACACAGAUCUUCACUGGGGAAGGCAGAUUCUGAAAGUAAGCUCAGUUUGUCUAUGGAGACAUUGCCUUUACACCUGCAGCAGGUAAUGGCCAUGUAGUACAUAUUUCUGUUGCUGUCCCCUAAUUAGCAGCCCACACUGUACAAUAAUGUAGGCAGUCAUUCUCACUUCUUCAACCCCUGGCCCAUCAAAAUACAGUAUAACUUGGGAAGGGCACAUGCUCUAAUGUUCCUCCCUUCAGAUGUGGAAGAGCUUAUGAACCCUCUCAUAUAACUCCUCUCUCUCUCUUGCAUGCACAUCAAAGUUACCCCUCAUUCGCUGCCCUGGUGUUUAGCAGACAAUAGAAUCUCUUGGACUAGUGUCUCAUCUAAAGCAAGCCAAGCCUUCUGUUUAUUUAAUGUCAAGCCAUUUUUAGGGUUGAUAACUGUUUAAACUUGAGGGAGUAAAAGGGAACUUCUGUAUAGCAUAGCAAGGAUACUGCUCUGUUGUUAGUGUCUUACAUCGUUGACAUGAAGAAUGUGAGCUGGCAAAGGAUGCUCUUCCUGUUGGUCAGUGGUGGUAUGUCUUUCUCUCCUUUUAACUUACCUUAUAAGCAAAUGUGUGACAUUUCUGUGAAGAAUGGUGUCAAGCUUUCCGUUACAUCCACUUCACAUACAUCUCUCCACUUUUGAUCUCCCAACUAUUUAAGAGUCUCUGUAACCUUCCUAAAGUCAAGAUGACAUAAGACUUGUAAAUAGUCCACAAUCCAGGCUGCUGAGUCUGAACAGUAUUUAAUAAAUCUGCAGAGGCAAUAUGUCUCAUAGCUUUCUAUUUUUGUAUAAGAAGCUAAGGAGUUUAAGCCUUCUACGUAGAAGAGCUAUCAUUGAAAGAGUGUGAUAGAGAGAAUCUCUAUUAAUACUUGAGAGAGACAACAGAAGACAGGAUGCCACAUGACUGUUGCUGUAAAAGAGAUAUUCCAUAUAACUUUUAUGGUGCUGGGUAAGAGAGGCAUUUUUAAAAAAUACAUAAUCUUAUUUUAUAAGAGAGUAUAUUUUCCAAAGGACAUUUUCAUCUUAGUUUUCUCUAUGUAUACUUCUGGCAGAUGAGAAGAAAAAAUGGGCACCUUUAGCAGGGCAAAACUAAGGCCACAUAUAUGCAAAUUGUAACUGCAAGUUGCACAUUCAUGCAGUAAAACAGUUCAGGAUAUUGGUUAAAUGCAAGCAGAACUUUUGAGGGAAGCACUCAGUCUAACUGGCGAGCAAGAAACAUGGAAACAGACUUCUUGGUUUUUUUCUUCUCUUGUUCUUGAACUGACUCUCAGGGCAACUGUGUACACCUUGUAAUUUCUAAGCGCAGGAGCACUCCCACGGAUCCCUCAUGCAAUUGGAAAUGUAGCAUGGAAGUAUCAAUUAAUGAAAAAAUGUGAGGACUGCCUAGCCGCUCCCAGUGAUCAGAUGGAACACUCCUGUGUUUGUCAUGCAAGAGGAAAACAGCCCUUGAUAUCCAUGACUGAGAAGAUUCAGCAAGGUUCUGCAAGUUACUUCUCUGCAUAGAUGUGAGGAAGGUUUGUUUCUAUUUGUAGGGCUCAGGAGCCAAGUGCUAAUUUAUCCAACAAAAGGGGGCUUUAGGUUGAGGAAUGCUUCCUGUCUCACUUCUGUGGUCAUUGCAGCAGUGCAACCACGUGGCACAAAAACCAAAACCAGGUUCUUUGGCAAAAGAGUGUGCUUUCCAGUCAGCACACACCAAAGCUAGUAUAUACUGAGCUUAUACAGAAAACAAAUAUCAAGGUGUCAACAUCUUUAAAGAGAGAUGAAUGCAGCAGCCAGAAUCUAGGGAUAAAAUUUCACCAAACAGGAAGGGAACUGAAUUGUUGGGGGGCUCUUAGACAGGUAGGGUAGGAGAAAACAUGAACCCUUUUAUGAAGAACAAAUCACAAGACAGGAUGGUGAGCAGCAGAGGAAUAGAAAAGCCAAGCGAGAAUAAACCAGAAGGAUUUUGUUCUACUCUGCUGUUAGCCAUAGUUUUGCAAAAUCAGACUUUUUAAUCUGUUAUUUAGUUGUUGCUCUUCUCAUUUCUGUAUAGAAUUCAAUUUACCCAUAUCUUGCCUAUAAUUCCUCUAGGCUGGAGCUGUCCUGCCAAUGCACUUCUGGCAUAGCAUAGAAUAAAUCUUCUCCCAGGAGACACAACAUGGAGAAUAUGUUGCCACAUUAUUCUUAAGCCCAGUGGCCACACAGUGGAGAUAGGAAGUGAUGGCACUGUCCUCAUAUCAGCCAGGGUGCCCUCUCCUUUUUAUCUUUUUCUUUUUGUCAACCAUCUGAAUUAAGGUUUCAUUCUCUACAUGCCAUUAAUCCUAUAUAAAUGCUAAGGUGGUUUCUUGUCAGCAAGGAAGUACUCUGGAAGUGUAUAUUUAGAUUGCAUGUCUCUACUUUUAAAACUCAUUUGAAGAAGUGGGGAGACCUGAAAGAGCUUUUUGAUAAAAGCUGCUGCUGCUGCUUGUUUCAAAGGUUUUCAUUUCAUUUCAGUCAGACUGGAUCUUUGUCUUAAAGAGCAGCGAUUUUUAUUAAUCCCUAUGCAUUCACUAUGAUACCUGUCACUCUGUAAGUGACACGGUUUAAGGAUUGCUCUUCAUGAGCUAGCAAAGCAAGGACAGAAGGUCUCAAUUCUAAAUAUUUAUGUAACUGAUGUGUCAUGUUCUGCCAUUCUAGCUUUGUUUUAGAAAACCAAACUUGGUUUGUUCCUUUAUCAUCACCACCACCCUUUCCCCCUCUCAGCAGGAAAUUGUAGUUAAAAAAUUUCCAUGCCAUCACAAACUAUCAUCCUCGUAAUCCGACAGUAGUAGAUUUCAGCUCAGGGUAAUGAAUCAUACCAGAAGCCGCACAGAAGCGCUCAGUGACAGUGGUAGCCGAAACGUUACAAGCGAGGAAGAAAAAUAUUCAGCCCAGGGGAUAAGCGAGUUUGGCUGUGAGACUUCUUGCGUGCCGCUUCCAUGCCUUGGUAAGGGAUUUAUGCCAGAGAAAGCUUUAAAGUUUUUGACAUUCUCUCCAUCAUGUGAUGAUGAGCAAGUUUAUUUUUGAAACACUCUAUUACUUGAAUUAGACAUGCAUGCAAAAGCAGGGAAGCUCUUGGUGGAAUUUUGAUUUUCAGUGUUCAGAAUUAUUUCACUAUUUUAAAUCUUUUUUUUUUAAGGCCUUGAAAUGUUUGCUGUUCCCCCCCCCCCCAUCUGUGCAUUGCUCUGAAGAUGUGAAUAAAACACAUUGAUUCAAAAUGAC
Molecule: messenger RNA, 60806 nt
Organism: Podarcis lilfordi (Lilford's wall lizard)
Lineage: Eukaryota; Metazoa; Chordata; Lepidosauria; Squamata; Lacertidae
Source: the annotation of a GenBank genome assembly